UUUGGGGUUAAGAUUUAGAGAACAGUAUUUACUAUCUCAAUCAUUGUACUGAGUGUUUCUUGUACUUUAUAAAGACCCUUUAUAUUCAAACCUCCUGUGAGGUGGUUUCAGCUGGUUAUGCAACAGACUGAGAUGAAUACUAUCACCUCUUUAUGACCUACAAAAGCAAACAAGACCAUCUGUGAGAAGACUGAUUAUUUUUUCAUACAGUAAUUUCUGUCACUUCUGUCAUGGGGUGGGUUCAAAAUGAGGAGGUAAGAAGCAUGUUGCCAAACAAUCCUGUCUAAGAAUUUACCAUGUCAAAGAUUCAUGUGUGGAUAAGAUCAGCAAAGAGAUAAAUUGUAGCCAAAACAGCCACAAACGAAAGUUCCAUCUCAGGAGCUUAAAGACACUUGUAAAUGUAAUUGAGAAACAAGGCACUUUAAAAUGUAUUACCCUGUAUCAUGCAGAUAAAAAAAACAACAGCAUCCCAUUGGCUUUUGAAUACAAUACCAAGCUUUGAGUGGACUUUGCUUCAAGCAUGCUAAUAAUGUGACUGUGAACUUGAAUUCCAGCCUCGGGUUAAUGAUUUUCUCUUUAUGAGAUAAUGAAAAUGUUAGAAUGGGAACGGUCACAUUUAAUUUCAACAGCCUGUUAACAGUAUCAAUAUUACACAGUGGCCACUGACACCUCAGCAGUCAUCAGCUUUAAUCUGGACACUUUUACAAACUGACCAAAACCAAAACGCUUGUAGUUUCAUUAGGAAUUCUUUCAUGACAAAUAAAAGGCCCUUUGAUUCAUAAAAAUAAAGAGUUAUCAUCUGAUGCAUGCAUAAAACCAGAAAUGUUGCAUGGUGUGGCCAUGAGCCUCAUUAUUGGGUGUGUCAUGUUUUGGACGUUCAAAGGUAUGAAAGGUGCAUAGCACAGAGAGGUGUGACGAUGUGAUACUGAAGUGAACCCCUCCUAUCAUGAUGACAGCAGGAAAGGAAUGCAGACUACACUGCUGUGAUAAACUAGUGGGCUAGGUGCCAACAGGUCAGGACAAUUUUUUUAAUAGAAAGCUAUUGCUGAAUCAAGCAGUGCAACUUAGUCUAACUCCAGCAAAGACACGCAGUAGAAAUCAAUGGGCUCAAAUCCUUUGGAUAAGUUCUCAGAUAAUUCAGAUGACUAAAAUUACAAACAGUAUGAGCACUAUGGAAUCUUAUAGAUUAAAAGUAGUGAAAAGCUGUUGUGUUAUGUCCUCAGGUAAAAUGCAACCCUCUGUAGUCUUCUCUUGUUGUGAUGGUUACAUUAUUAUGUGAAUGACUAACACUGGGUGGCGCAACUGCUUCAGUGACAAUUCUGGUUGUACAACUCCGUUAAAAUAAAUAAUUUUAGGCUAACAAGUCGCCCAAGGCAAUGCACGUCCUGAUCAUGUUCUGCUCAGUUGCAGCAGCAAAAAAUGAGUGUAACCUGUUCUGUGACUGAAUAUUCAAAUCAAGAAAAGGGACUGAAAAUGGUGUUUUUCAUACCUGCGCAGGAAUGCAAACUGAUUCAGCUCUGAAUUAUGACUGAUACACGUAAACUGAAGUGUAUUAAGAGGUUCUGUUUUGAUCCUGUUGAAACUGUUUUCCCCAAGUUCAGUUUGUGAAUGUGUGAAUUUUAACAGCUCUCCAGCUCUGUUCAAUUUAUGUUUGUGACACCAAUGCCUGACCCUUGGCUUCAUCUUGGCCUAUAUACGCCCUCCCUUCCUCCUCGCUCCAAGGGCAGAGAUGAGACAUCCAAAGAGUUAACCAGCAGCCUCUGGACACAUCCUUAGGUCACACAAUCCAACACUGAAUGACGCUCUCUCUUUAACCUUGUUAGGUCAUCUGCAAACCUGCUGUCUACAGCGUUUUAAAAUGCUCUUUAAAGCUUUAUGCCUCAUUACUGAAAAGCAAAAUCCUUAAGGGACAAUUCCUUUUGAAAAUAUGAACAAAUUCCUCCGUAAGGAGUCACUUGUCAUCCCUUAUACAUGCUGGCACACUAAUACUGCGCAUGAUAAUCUCUGAGCUUCCUGGGUUGCUAUGAGAAGAGACUGGGAACCUACCCCUCUCUUUUCAUUGGAUCAUUGCAAUGCCUCGCAGCCAAUAAAGCAACACUCAGCCCUGUGUACAUCUCUUACUCUAUUUUCUCUCUCUCCCUCAGCAAAUGUGUAUAUAAAUCAAUAUGCACUGACAGCAUCCUUCUAUAAGUAUGACAUUAAUUUAACAAAAUUUCAUGCUAAAGACAUUUGCGUUUUGUCAGAAAUACUAAGGGGUAUUUAAUAAAAAUUUCUCAAAUAAAAAGGUAUUUCUUGCACACGUUCUUUUUGCCUUGCAGUGUUUUUUUUUGGCCCAUACUGCAUCCUGAUUGACAAAUAAAUAUAACCACUGUGCUUCUUAGUGACUUCUGCAUCCCCUACACCCUCCUGUGGGCGCUGUCACGAGAUAUCAAGAAAUAAAACCUGCAUUUUGCAUCAUGAAAGAAUUUAAGUAAUCCGAUUCAAUUUGAUUUCCAAGUAAUAAUAGAUGAAGGUGUAUCUGUUGUCCAAUCAAGAGUGAAUUUUGAAUUUCCCUCUAUCUAUCUAUCUAUCUAUCUAUCUAUCUAUCUAUCUAUCUAUCUAUCUAUCUAUCUAUCUAUCUAUCUAUCUAAUAUAUUCAGAAAUUUCUCAAAAAAUUGCAUCAUUUGCUGCUGGAAGGUAGAGUAAUGUAGGCCUUGAACAGGGCCUGCACAGUGAAGAAGACUGGGUUACCAGUUACCAAUGGAUGUCUGCUAUCCUUGUGCAAAUUUCUGACCUCUUUGAGAUCACACAAGAUUUCACAGUUACACUGUGGUCUUUCGGGGGAAAAGGGGACAAUAGUAACACUGAACAGAAUGCCUGCUGCUCUUUUUAAAUCUAUAGUGAGAGGACUGGAAAUGAUAGAAGCAAGGGGAAUGAUAGUAAAGGAGAAAAUCAUAGUGUAAACACACUGAAGCAAAUUGUUUAUUGGCAAAUUAGAGCUGUAGGGUUUCAAUUGCUUUAAAGGUAGGCUAUGUCAGUUUGCCAGUUUCCGAUCAAACUGGGAGGGGCCCUGGACUGACAUCUGCAAAUUAAAUGUCCAAAUUCCAACUGAGCACAGUCUGCAGAGUAGCCUCAUGGCUCCAUCUGACAUCCAUUGUGCAUUUUUCAUUUGUCUAUACUUGUUUUCAAAUAAACAAUACAUAAAAAUAAUGCAUACAGGAAAGAUAAUAACUGAAAUAAGUCAAUGAUAGCAUCGCCCUGUUUUAGUGGUAUGAAAAUAUCCCGGCAUGCUAGCGACGCAAGACUCCGCUAGGGAGGGGAGGGAUGAUGGAGCUAAGAUGGCAGCCCAACUGAGGGUGCUGCCUCUCUGGGGUCAAGAAAUAUUCCAGGAACGAAUAAAAACGAAACACGACAAGGCUGAUUUUGGAAAUUAAUGCUGCCGGUUUUGCUGUUUCUCGAGGCUCUUUGCUAUGGCUUGAGAAAAUACAUUUUCGGGAAACGAGCACCGUGUUGACGCCGUGGCCCCGGAUCGGAAGACAGUAGUUGCACCACCAGAUACAGGCUACAAUUUGCGCUUCUCACAACCGGUGACCGUGGAUGCUAAUUGUGGUAUUUCUGCAACUUGGAAUGAUCGAAUGAUGUGACAUUUGGUGGAUUUAAUGACAAAUGGAUUGCACCUGAUGGCUAGAUAUUAUCUAGCUGUUAUAUCUUUUGUGUGAUAUAUGCAUUGUUCUCCAAAACGAUGAUGUGUGCUGCUGCGGCAGCGGCUGCCGGUGGAGGGAUUCUCCCCAACUCAUCGCCGUCGAUGGGGCUGGGUGUCAGGGUCAUAUCUGGAGCCGGAGCCGAUCUCUCUACCAUCGGGUCGGGAAUGGGUUCUUGUCCGACACCUGGAGCCCAGUCGGACUGUCGGACUCGGUACCAGCUUUUACUCUCAGGGCGAGCUCUGGCCGAAAGAUACAGGCGGAUUUAUACCACAGCUAUCAAUGAUAAAGAGCAGGGGAUAAAUCAAGGAAGGUGAGUGAAAGCUAACGUGAAAAUCCACAUCUGAUAUCAUAGGAGCUGGUCUGUCAUUUGUGUGGCUAACUGAGCUAACGACCGUGUGCUAACUUUAACCCUUACAUAGCGGGACGUCAGUUAACAUAACCUACACCUGUGUUAUUUUAGAUUACGCUAACCAACGCUAGAAAGACGUUUUAUUAUAAUUCACUAUCUUUAAAUCAUUAAACAUGCAAGGGACUCCAGGAUUUUGGUGCAUUCUCUUGCGGGGGUCAGUCUGUUAUAUAGCAUAUUGGCUCUGACUUCCCUAGCUUACCACAGCCUGCUAAGCUAAGCUGCUACUUCACCCUUACGGGAGAGGUUUGCCCUAUGGUGGCUGUAGACAUUGGGUUUUUUGUGAAAUAUUGGCACAAUUUCAACUCCAAUAAAUACCCCAACUGCAGGACGUAGAAAUUAAAAAUAAAACCCUUCGGUUAAUUUCACAAACAAGCUAGCUUGCUAAAUGUCAUGACAGCAGUCCGGUUAGUCAAAUUGAUAUUAGCAGCAGCUCAACGUAAACAAACGUACUGCUCCUGUAAUACAUGAGAUAAUGUCACACAUUUAUAAACAGCAACUGCAUGUGUUGUCAUCGUUUUUUGUGUUACUUUGUCAUUUAAUGUAAUUUAAUGAAGCGAGCUGUGUGUGUAUUUAGGCCCAACGGCGUCACUGUUUCGUUUCGCUAGCUAACGUUAACUGACGUUGAGGAGCAUCAGCCCUUCCCAGGUUAUCUGAACGUUUACUCGUGACUUUAUUGUGUUUUUACAAACAUUCACGGCCAGUAAUAACGCGUUUUAAUCAACACAAUGCAUUGCAACUCUUAAGAAAAGCUGCUUAAAUAUUACACGUGUUAAUAAGUGAGGGUGUGUGUGAGUGUGUUUGUAGGUGGAUGAACUCAUUUGCUUUUCUGGCAUAAGCGGGUAAUACGCUGACGUCAUUGUAGUCAGUCUGUCAGGUUGUGGACUGAGUGGCUUGAUCAUUGCAGCAUCCCCCCCCCCCCAGACCUUUAGUUGUUUUUCUCAGCGCCCCCCCAUAUACAGUUUCUCCUUUAAGCCUGCUUAUUGUGAAGUGUUGCUAUGAAUGUCCUCAAAUGUCCAGUGUUUUCAUGCCUCCUGUGAGAAAGGAAAGAAAUUCAGUUUCAACUUCAGUCUCUUCAAAUAUGUCAUGUCAGGUUAAUCUAUCAUCUGAUCUAACAUACUAGGCUUUGUACAGAAGAUGUAGUUGCAAAUUUGUUAAAACAACUUGAUUUCUGAUUUCCUCUAUGUGUUGCUGCAUUCUCUGAUAUAUUUUGAUACCUGACUCUGACCAGUCCUAACAUCAUAUUUGUAUUUAUUAUUAAAGAUGUAGUAAGUGAUGGUGGUGUACUGGAGUGUAUUGUAAUUAAAGGUGAUCUCAAUAUGUUUUCUGCAUAAUCAAUAAUUUAUGGGAGCAAAACAAUAGGAAUACCUUUCAAAAUAUUGUGCUGCAGUACCCAACCAAUGCCCACUCCAACCUUUGAAAUUAUUUUAACAAACCAUUAUUACCUGUAUUGAACACGUCAACAAAAAUAAGAAGUGUAAAAGCUAGUAAAAACUGAUUUGCUGGGAGAGCUGUUUUUAUCCUGUUGUCCAGGUGUUUGUAAUGUUUUCGCUGGUGUUAUACUAGUGUUGUCAUACCUCCUGAAUGCCUGAUUUGUGCAAGUUUGAGAGAAAAGGCAAUCAUUUAUAAUCUUAGCCUGCUUUUCACAGAUGCCACAAAGCGCUUAACAGGUAAUAAUAAUAAUAUAAUACUGGUACUACUGUAAAAUGAAAUACUAUAGAAAAAACACUAACAUCAAGAAAAGUGCCAUGGCCACGUCAAAGGGAUCAACCCAGCCCCUUACUGUUCACUCUUUCAGAAUUUGUGGCGUCUCUUGUUUGUUGACAAGCUUCUAGAUGUCAAUUUCCAGAGGCCACCUGGUAAAAUAAAAAACUGAAUACUCCAAUCUGUUCAAAUCCCAGCACAAACAGCUCACCUACAGUAACAACCACAUAGUAUACAAAGGAAAGGUGAAGCAUUUGAAAAAGAGGAGUUAUCUCAGCUUGUUUACUUCAAACAAACAGUACAUUACAAAUAGAUUCAUUUUUUUAUCUUCACUGACUGCAAAGUUUUCUUAUUCAUGUCCUGUUUCUGUUUUUAGUAGUAGAUCUAUUUUAGUCCCCAGGACUGUCUAGUCAUUGACAGCCUGAUUUGAAAGUAAAAUCUAUCUUGAAAAGCCAAUAAAACAGAUUUCAAGGAGAUUUCAACAGCAGCAAGGGGAAAGUCUGCAAAACCAGACUACGGCCUGUUUUUGCUGCUUUGUCAGAAUGAGUAACACUGAAUCUGGUGACAACUGCUACACCCCUGGCAGUUAAGUAGGAUGUACUGCACUUCAAAAGACAUGUACUUUGCCAGCUGCAUAAGAUGAGGCCUUACUCUGCAAGUGAAAAAUUGAAAUCCAGAUUACCAUUAAAUUCCACUGGAAUUAAUUUCACAAUGCUAACAGCUAUACUAAACUAAUUAAAGGAUUAAUGGCGUGUUUUGUACGACAUCAUGAGACCUAGAGGAGAAAGUGUUGUUGACAGGGAGCUUUACCUUUCCCUCAUGUCACUUAAUCCUUUUUAGGAAAUAUAUACUACAAUGACACACAAUAUCGUUCAUGACAUGUAUAUGAUUGACUUAAACCAUCUGUAGAUUCAUGUUUUCCAUUGCUGAGUGAUCACUCUCUGCUUUCAGGGGAAAGAAGGCUUUGAGUAAGAAGAAAUUGAAGAGGCGACAGAAGGUCAAGUCAAAAGUGAAGUCAAGAACAAAGGUAAGAGAUCAAGUGUAACUCAAUAUCACAGUCUUGUGUAAUGCAACUAUUGCUGACUGUGUAUUUGAAUACAAGUAACUGACAUUUACGGAUUAUAAAAUCCUUGUAGAAUGGUUGUUUCUCCAGCAAAUAUGAUAUGAUAACUAAGAGAUCUUGACAACUAAGAUCUUGAAACCUAGUUGUCAAGAUCUCUUUAUGGUUACAGUUUACACAACACCUCACAAUGUAAAUGUUGCUGUGUUGAAUUAGUGUGACAAACUUAUGCCUAACAUUGCCAAGACGGCAGUAAUAAAUGUCUACAUGUGUUUCUCCAUACGUACAUCCCUGGGAACAGCAUGAAUUAAAGUUUAAAUGAGCAUCUGUCAAAGCCUUAUGUAUCUACUGCUGGGAAUACAUUAAGGCUGCAACAACGAAUCGAUUAAGUCGAUUCGUCGUGACGAAAAAAUUCGUUGCCAACUAAUUCUGUAAUCGAUUCGUCGGGUCUUUAUAUAUGUCCAUGGACACCGGCGUGUAAACAUCAGCAGGACGCACAGAAGAGAAACAGCCAUGGCCGAGGCAGCGGCUGAGAAAAACAUGGACAUAACCCAACCCAAAUCCCGACCUAAAACAUCAGUGGUGUGGGAAAACUUUACCAAGACUGAAAAGGAAGGUGUUCAGUGCAACAUUUGCAAAGCCCGUUUUGCAUGGCACAGGUGUACAUCGAUGAUGCGUGAGCACAGGGCUCUCAAGUCUCACGCAUUCAGCGUGUGACACACGCAUUCCCACUCGUUCACACGCUCACACACCACACAUUGUAUUUCUCACGCAUUUAAAUGAACAUGGUGAUGUCCACCAAGUUGCACUUCUUUAACUAUGGAACAGGUGGAAAUCAACUGAGUUUCUCCGAGAGUUCAGAAGCUGCGUGCCACGCGCAAGCCAAUCAAAUAAAGUAUAUCUACUGAACAGCCAAUCAAAAAGCAGCAUUGCUGUAUCCGGGUAGAUUUUGUUAUCUUGCGGUUUGACUACAGAAGUAGACAGACACUCGCCGAAAUAGAGCAGGUUUUUAUAAGGACGAGAAAGACCCGAUGAUUACAGUAAGUCAGUAACCUACACAUGCAGAGACCUCAACACCUCGUGGCAGAUAAACUCAUAUGAUAAACUAAAGCCCUAUGCUAUUGCUAUUAACAGCUGCAUUGAUGAAUUUAGCCUGUUUAUCCGAUUAAUCGAUUAGUUAUUAAAAUAGUCGGCAGAUUAAUCGAUUAUCAAAAUGAUCGUUAGUUGCAGCCCUAGAAUACAUUGGCAGCACAGUGAACUGUCAAACUCCAGAAUAUGCAGAUAUGCUUCUUUUUCUGUUAAAGAACUUAGAUUGAACUGCUGAUGGGCAGUAAGUCCUUAGACCGAGACAAAGUUCCUUUGAGCAUUAGAUGUGUCAGUUUUGAAAAUCACGCUCAACAGGAGAUUUAGGACUUUAUUUGGGUUGAAAAUGGCAAAUUGCCGAAAAAUAGAGGCAGCUGGCUUUCGUUUACUAAUAUUAUCUAUGUUUUCAAUUUUUUAAAUAAAACUCCUAUCCUAAAUAAAAUACCAGAGUGUGAGAAAUACAGGACUUACUGUGAAUUAGGAGGUAUUUGAAUCUGGUGUCUGUUGUGGAGCAAAUUCUGCCCUUAAAAAUCAUAAUGGAAUCAAAUAGUGAGGUAUUGAAAGGUCACACCCCCUGUGUGCAUUAAUAAAUCCUUUCCAGUUAUUUGACUCUUAUCUGAAUCAAUGCAACAGAUUGAGGAUUAGGUUGAAGAAAGGUCUAGAUUAUCUGCCAUCUUGAAGGUGGUUGGCAGCGACACGAUUUUAAGCGGAGCUGGCCAGGUGCCACGAAGCCUGGUCCGUGCAUGAGAGGUGGUGAGGCAAAAACAAAGCCACAUGGGAGUGGCUCUGGCGUGUGCAUGAUGGCCUGUUGCCGAGCGACCUAAUGUGUUCACCAUCUCCACGGCAACAGUUGCCUGCCUCCAUCUCCUUCAUCCAAAGAGGGAACCUUGUCUGUACCAGUAGAUGGAUGUGGUUGUGAUUUUGCUCCUCCUGUGGACCUCGCAUGAACAUCACAACAGGUGUAGACAUCAGAUAUAAUCCACUCAGAUAACCAUGACUCAUUUUCUUGCUGUUUUUUUCUCAAAGUGAGAGAGUCUACUGCUUUGUGGCAAGUCUGUAGUAUUGUUAGUCAUUGUCUGGAUUUAAUAUUAUCACACAUAUUUUCCUAAGCAACUAAGGCUGUGCCGUAAAUUGCAAUUUCUGUUAUUGUUGCUGUACAAACACAUUGCGAAAGUCUAAUUGUCCCAAUAUGUGUGGAAAGUGUUGUAUGUAAACAAGCAAUUCUUUCUCACUCAGGAUUAUGUUCAUUUUAUCUGCUGGAUCGAGGUCUGGGCGUAGUAGUGAUGCAUAUUUCUCUCUCAGAUGGAGCUCUAUAUUGCUAUCUACUACCCUCAGAUUGAUUCAAUGAUGGAAAAAAGAUGCUUUUUGGGUAUGUAAAGAUAACUGUUGCAAUCAUGGGUGUUGGAACAAAAAUACAUCAGAUUAAUACAGAAAUUGUGAGUUACAGCUAGUUUUCAUUCUCAUCUCGUGUCUAUUAUUUUGCUCCAUGACAUUGCCACAGUCAUAUUUCUGUCGUUUUGUUCAGGCCUAUUGGCAAGCAAAGUCAAGAGAGGCUAACGUGAUAGAGAGAACAGAGGCUGUAGUGGUUUUUGCAUCCUUCAUCUAAAAACUAUGCAAGACAGAAAAUUCUCUGUCGAGUGGAUGAGUCAGUUCGGAUCCCUUCAGGUUCACUUGCUCUGUGAGUUGAAUUCCUGGAUCAGCACAAGAUAGAGUCUGAAAAUGAAGUGGUCGGCAGUCGGCAAAGGCAAAGGCUGGCUGGUAGAAACCCGUGGGUAGCUGCACGAGCAGUCAUGCUGUAUUUGUGUGUAUUUGUGCUCACUCUUGCACUGUCACGCCUCUCACACUGACACAGUCAGACUACAGUGUUGUUUUGAAAAUGCCUCUUCUCCCUCUUUGUCUGCCUGUGCUUACAAACGUGAAAGUGGAGUCAGAACAAGAGACAGAGCAUAAACACCUAUCACUCUAAUGAAGAGGUUGAUGCGAUGUCUUCUUGUGAACCAGCAGAUGUGUGAUGGGUCUUUUUUAAGAACUAUAAUUUGAUUAGGAAGGUGGCUUGCAGAGCUCAGAGAUCUGCCGAAGCGAGUCGUCCAGUUUUUUAUGAUUUAGAUGUAUUUUCAAAUCUGAGAAAUAUGCUCGCACUCGGCUGGAGCCCAUCUUCUUGGCUGGAGAUAUUUUACUUAUGGAAAUGCUUAAGUGAAAAGCUGAAAAAAAUGUGAAAAUGCUGUAUAUUGCAUAUAUCCAUUUAAAGUUUGCUAUGAAAAGGUCUUUACAAGGGAUAACACCUCACAGCAAAGGUAUUUCCAUUGGUUCCUGAGUUAAAUGCACCAUUAUUUUCAGCUUGUUCUAGAGUGUGUGUAAAUUUUCAUCCACUAUAACGACUUUUUCUUGAUUAUUAUUCCUUUCCAGUGUUAAAUUUUCCUCCACUCUAAAAUUGCUUUUUCAUGACUUGUAUUUGGCCCACAGUCUCUAAAUAAUCAAUGACUUAUAUGCUGCUCCAUGACCCCUCCUCCCAUUACCAAGCUCCAUAAGAUAAGACAAGUAGUUUUUCAGUAAAGAUGAAUGAAACAAUGGCACACCCUAAGCAAGUUACCACAGUAACUCUAUGAUAGGAUAUGCGCCAUAAAAUAACAUAAUGACAUUUACAGCAUGUCAUCCUUUUUAACAUCUAAGAUAAUAAUGUUAAAAACCUUCCUGAAAGCUAAAAGGAUUAGCUUAGAACUCUGACAAAAAUCUGUCUCCUCAGGCACAAACAUGCAGCAAAAGUCAAAAUCAUGAUUAUUUUGGUCAGUAGACCAUAUUUAUUUUGCACCAUUACUCCCUCAUCUUUGCUUGAGCUGAAGCAAACAUGUCAAAGCCUGGCUGAAACCAACUCUGCAUUUCCAGCAAUGCAGACAGAUGGUAGUCUACAAACCAGAUCUCAUUUUGGUGGCGGAAAGUGGGAUGGGGAAAUUGGGUGAGGCCACUGGAGAAUUUCAAAAACGCCUAACUUUGAUGGCAUUGCCUUUAAAUUUAAAAUAUUUUCACAUUUUGCCAAAACAGACAGACAGGCAGGCAGUCUGGAAAACUGGGCGCCAGUAGCUUCACCAUUUUGCCAGAUAGUUGGACCGUGAAAUUCAAAAAAGGUAUUUGAUUUCUUGCCGAGCCUUAUGUUGGAUGGUGCAAAAAAAAAAAAAAAAAGAACCUCAGUGGUUCAUUCCAUAAAACAUACUCCAAUUUUGGGGUUGUUUCUGAAUGUAUUUUAUGGAUAAAAAAUAAUUUGGUUCUGAUUACUGAAAAGUUUGACACAUCUCUUGAGUUAUAUUUGUGCUCCCUUUCCAAACAAAAAUGACAGACUGUAGUUAUUAAAAUAAAAAAUCAAAAAGAUAUUUGAUCCAGUAUCAAGGUCCUUACACACCGGGAAUGAUGCCAAUAUACGACGCGAAAUCACGAAAUAUUGGGAGGCGAAUUUUGACGUGCCUGACUAUACAUAUCAAGCGCAAUGCGAUUUGGCGACUUUCCAGGGGGAAAAAGACGUGUCUCAGGUGGAAACGAGAAGAUUGACACAACAGCAGACUGAGUGUUUUUCAGUUCUGAUUAGACACUAGUGUUGAGAUGGCUGUCUGUCAUGAUGGUACUGAUGUACUGAGUCGGGGCCAGUACCAGAUAAGCACAUUAAACUAUAAUUAAGGUAACAACUGAGACCUAACAGUGCUGUAACAGCAACGCGGUUGAGUUUGAGACAGUGAAAAUACAUAUGGUAUGCUGUAUCUGAACAGGUUAGCUUACGAGCUAAAGUUACUUAGCACAGACGAAAGUUAAAACAAAGACGUUUAGCAAACUGUUAAAGCAUAAAAACUAUCGUCAUAUGAGGAAUCCAACAUUAUGACUCUCUGCAAGUUGUCCUUCAGGUCGAUAUCUCUGUAAUAUUUGUGUCUUUUAUCAAAAAGCACUCUGUUCUCUGACACGUAAACAAUCAGCCAGUCGGCCUUGUUGGGUAUACCGGCGAAUCUGACGUUGCAAUGACACGCAAUCAGUCAGAAGUGGACACACAGUAUGCGAAACUUUAGAAAAAUCAACUGUGACACAAAUAAAUACAUGCCGCAAUAGCGCAGGACGGGAAAAUGCCGCUGAUAUGAACGCUUGUAUUGACAGGAUACGGGUUCGAAAAAAAUGAUUGACGUCCGAAAUAAUUUCACGAAAAAAACGCUCCCGGUGUGAAAGACCCUUCAGGGAGGUCUUAGAUGAUUUCUAUUUGUAACCCCUGUAGGUCUUUUUUUUUUUUUUUUUUACAUUUUGUACACUCUAAUCAUAUCUGCUGUUAAAAAGACAGUAUCAUAAAGUCCAUGUAUAUUUUCCUGAUAUCGUGAUGACUCCGCUUGAUCAUCUGCUUCGGAAAACACAUUUAUUCUUUUUCUCAUUUUUCCAUAAAGCGAGCCAUUUGGAAAGUGCAGCUGUCAAAGUGCGGUCAGGACUCCUAUACAAGCCAAAGCUUUUAGAUGGCCAUUAAACCAUCAGUUAAGUGCAGACAGACACAAAAAAGAAACCAUCAGAUGAGCCGCAUGUUUGGGUGAUGGGUCUGUGCUGUUACAAAGGGAGAAGAAACCACAAACCAUGAGCAGGUCCUUUUGGUUUUGCAUAUAUGUGUCUGCCUCAACUUGUGUGCGUCAAGACAGACCUUGAAGGUGUAAUGAUCACGUUGCUGAUGACUUGUUGGGUUUACAUAAAAAAGUGUCAGCGCUGUUCAAAGUCAUUAAAUGCAACAUUCUCCGGCAGCUGCGUCAGAUUUACGUCACAGCUAAGUGCUUUUCUUGGGGUCUUGAUUUAUACACAAACAGACAUUUGCCAUCAACAGGCUCGAAAAAUAACAGCCACCACAAUUUCAAUACAUUUAAAAGGCCAUUAUUCUCCCACUGCCUACCUGCUAGUUGUAAAAAAAUUCCACUCGACAUUUUUUUAAAUGCCAAUAAAUGCUUGAUACAUAAGUGCUCAUACACCUGUUUUUAUUGACAGUUCUACACCUUAUCAAGCAGCCUGUAUGGUAGUGACCCUGAAGCAGCUCAAGUGCAGAAGCUUUUCAUCCUCUGUCUAGAGAUUUCAGUCCUGACAUGAAGAGGAAAUCAGUGAAGGCAGAGGGACUUGCUUAAAGAUCAAGGCUUUUCAGUCAAAAAUAGUCAAAUUGAGCUUUAUUUUUAACACGGCAUCUGUACUUAUUUACACCACCCUAAUAGAGAAUUAUAGCUUUACAGCAUUAUCUGUUGACCAGUUGACUAAUUUGUCUGACCAACAAAUGAACUUGGUGCUGACCUUAGAGUCAAGCAACAUUUAAUCCUUUAGUUUAGUGGUUCUCAAGUCUAGUCCUCGAGGCCCACUGUCCUGCAUGUUUUGGAUGUUUCAUUGCUCCAACACACCUGAUUCAAAUGAUCAGCUCGUUAUUAAGCCAUUACAGAGCUUGAUAACGAGCUGAUCAUUUGAAUCAGGUGUGUUGGAGCAAUGAAACAUCCAAAACAUGCAGGACAGUGGGCCUCGAGGACUGGACUUGAGAACCACUGGUUUAGUUGACUUAACAUACACAUCCCUAAUUGUAAGGAUAAAAGGAUAGAUACUUUCUGAAUGAAAUUGCAGCUGUAACACAAAGUGGCAACCUCAGGGUUCUGAAAAAUUCAGCCGAGGCAGAAGUGUCAAAACUGUGGUUCGCUGCAAAAGCACCAAAAGCCACGUGCUCAUCCAUUAAAAAAAAAGAAAAAAAAGAAAAGAGUGACUGAAACAUAUUUACAACCUGGUACAACAAACCUGUUUUGGUCUGAAUAGCUCAUUUUUCAGGGAUGUUUAUAACUUUGUUCUAUGAAGUUGUUGUCAUACAGAAAAUAACUGAGGGUAAGGGAGUACAACACGAGUACAAUGUUUCUGACUCAGCUGGAAAGGCUUCCUUUUGUUGUAGUGCUACUAUUAUUGUAUGAUAUUAAACUGAGACUUCAUAUUAUGAUGUAACACCAUGUCUGAUUGAAUGUACACGUGGUUGAGUAAAAAUAAUGAUUGGUUUGAAAUGCUGUUAGAAAGAGAUAACCAAAAUAUUACAAGCAUUAUCGUAAGACAAAUCAAGUGUGACACAAAAAUGCAGAGUCUUCUGUCUCAGAGAAGAGCUGGAUUCCUGUCUCUAUUCCACUUUGUUUCAUUGUCAUCUCAAGAAAUCAAUUUACUCUACCUUGCUUUAUAGGUUAGGGUUGUUCUAGCAUCUCAACAUUUCAAGUUGAACAAAGUGCCCUUUUUCAAUGCGUUCCUUUGUGAAUGCUGUAUAGGCACUUUGUCACAAGUGCUUCUCAAGCAGUGAGCCAGGAAAGCAGUAGACAGUGCUGUUAGAUGAGAGAGCAGCUAAUAUCUCACACUCCCUGCUGGUUUGAGCUGAGGAUGAAUGACCUCUCUCCCCAAAUAGAUGACAUCACCCUCCUGUGAUUGGGAAGCCAAAAGCACAACACCGCAAGAGAGGUACAAUCAGUCAAUAGCAUUCUCCAGAGGUUGCCUCAGGACUGUAGUUAAAACUGCUUUGCUUGGUGGGAUGGAGAACGCUUAUCAAUUAGUUAGCCUAUCAAGUUCCUGUGUGGAGUCUAGGUUGUCCAAUCAUAAGGAUUAUUCGGUGCUAAAUGCUUGAGCUUUGUUUCAAUGAUUUUCUCCUUGGCUUGUCUAGUUCAUUUGUAUCAAUUAGUGCAGACUCGAUCCUACAACAUCUACCGAUGUGAGGCAGAAGAAUACAACGGUACCUAAUGUCUACUGGAAAAAGCGACCAUACUUUGGCCAUUUUUUUUUUUUUUGAUUUUCUGACUCUAAUUUGAAUGCAACUCAACUCUUUCUGCUUUGGUUAUGUAAAAUUGUUGGGUAAGCCAUUUUGUAACAGUGAUAGCUGUGUUGAGCUGGUGAACACUUGCCAAGCCCAGUGUGUACAGAAGUGAGCCUGCUAGGGAGUGAUUUCAUGUCACUAGUUUCUCACUGACUUCGAUAUGAGGAGGACUGUGACAGAACAGAUGGUGUCAAGACAAACUGUCAACAGUGUUCUUACACUUAACAACAUAUUGUAGUUACACAUCUUUAGGGCAGCGGUGUCCUUUCUCUAUCGGUUUAAAAGUCGGUGGAGAAAGUUCACCUCUUACAGUCACACACCAAAGUGUCCUUGAUCCUGUGGUGGUAUCAUAGCCAGUUGCAUAUAAACGCACGUGAGCAUAAUUAAAGGAUGGGUCACUUUGAAUUGAACUGUCUGCUGUCAUUGUUUGAGUGUGGCAUAAAUGAGUCAAUGUGGCAUGUGGUAGAACAGCCAUAUAUAUCACGAUAUGGGCUGACACCAAAAGAAACACCAUUCGAACCCAUUUCAAAAUGCUCACUUUGACAGCAGAGGUAAACAUGUUUACAGCCUGGUACAAUUAACAGUUUUGGUUUCUGUAUCUUGCAUCUCACUUGGGAAUUUUUCUAACUCGUCUGAUUUAGGGAAUUUAAUUGGGGCCAUGGUUGAUUUGACUGACAGGUGGGGGUGUUGUAGCUGUUGUAGCAGCAGCAAGGUCAUAUAACCCCAACUCUACCUCUUUGUUAGAACUCUUCUUGAGGUUAUCAAAGUAUGAUGGGGUUAACAUUUUCAAUAUGACAUCUGCCAUGUUUGGGCUUUAAAAUACCUCUUUGUGAACCAAUGGGUGACAUGACUGAGACUUCAUCCAUGUAUUAUACAGUCUCUGGUAUUUCAUCCCCAGACUCUUACCGUUGCACUACCCAAGAGGGUAGUACUUCCCAGGGACUUGGGGAGGCAGCGCCUUACAAUUUCAUUUACAAUGGAAAUACAGGUUGUCAAUGUACAUGUGAAAUACUGGCAGAACAGGCGCAGACACAGGAGAGCACAGAGAGCUUGGAUGAUACUUGGACGGUAAUAUUGUCUGAUCCGUAUAAUUAUGUAUUUAGACAUGAAUUUUGACUCUGUUUUCCCCCCUUUUUCCACCUCAGGGACACUUGCUGGCAAUUUAACAGUUAAAGGGAUUAAUCUCAUCAAGAAACAAUCUUGUUUACAUUAUGAGCUGGUACACAAUUUAUGCACAGACACCAGUUAGGCAGAGAGAAAGUUAAACAGGUAGUAGCCCCGAAGGGCAAUAGUACAGUAGCAAAUGUUUUGAGUAACCUGACAUUAUUUAAUAAUCAAAUACAGCUUACUUGCUGCCUACGUGAUUGAAAUAGACAACAAUGGGCCACAGGAACCAUGUAGUUCCAUAAAGAGAAGUUUGUGGAACUAAAUGUUCCAGAUGCUUUUGGUCAAAAAGGACCUUUAGUGUCUCAAACAUGUUGUCCUGACCGCAAAGACCAAACGACAGGUUUUGAACAUACUUAAAGAUUGUUUAUAAAUGACUUCAUGUCUGUACUUUCUUUCCUUCAACAGGCUGAGAGUCUCGAUGGAGCCCUCUGUGUGCCGGACAUCAAGCUGCACAGCAACCCGUCUGCAUUCAAUGUCUACUGCAACGUGCGGCACUGUGUGCUGGACUGGCAGCAGAGAGAGGCCUCCCUGGCACUCGCCUCCAGGAGCUCGGUGCAAAGUGGCGAUUCAGACAGCGAGGAGGAGGAAGAGUACCGAGAGCCGGCGGUUAAGCUGCCAAAGGUAAGAGCAGGGGGUAGUUAUCUGCUGCGUAUAUGACAGCAGCAGAGCAUGGUAUCAAAGCAAGAACUGGCCUGUGCCCUUUAUCUUAAGGAUACUACAAUCCUUUAUCUCCCCGGCUUUUCUGUGGGACUCAUCCUUUUUAUUGUUGUGAUAAUUGGUGUCACUUUACCAGAGGUUUGAAACUCCCAUCACGGAUUACAGCCUCUGCUCUAAAUCCCCCAACUUGCUCUUUUUCACCGUCUUAUCUUUCCCACUCCUCAUCAGUUUUUAUUUAAAAUCAAUCUUCACUUCCACCUGGACAUGAGUGAAAACCUUUGAUAUGUAAUCAGAAAUGUAAUAAACUGUUCCCUUAACUAUCACAUAAGACAGCAGAGCAUUUAAGAGGAAAUGUUUGAAAGGAUUAUUUUGGUGUCUAUGACAUAAGUAGCUGAAUUAAGGGAUAAAGAUAAGAGUUUUUGCUGUCUUUCUAAAAAAGCUGCAACCAUACAGCACCAUAAUAAAGGGAAGUGAAGCAGCAGAGGCACCGAAAAUGAGCUGAACAUAAAUUGUACAUUGUGGUUAAGGAUUAGGCUCAGUCUGGAGAUGCCUUAAGAAUACAUGAAUUAUGCCCUACUUUCUCUCACGCAGACUGGGUUGCCCUUUUAAAAUGCUCACAACAACAGCACAAACACGAUUACAGUGUCCGAUCUUUGAAGGAUGAUGUUUGCCUGAGAUUUAUAUGAAUAUUUUCUGAUGUGCCGAUUCAGAAGCAUAUUGGUUAAGGUAAUUACUUAAAUGAUAAAUGUGUAUAGGUUGUGCCCUGGAAAUCUGCCAUAUAGUUUUCCAAAUAUUUGGGAAUCACUUUUUGUGGUGCGUUGCAGUGAAUACAGUGAGACAAAUAUGAACAGUCUGUGCAGGAUUGUGCAAGAUAUUGACCAGUUUAUGGGUAAAAGUCUACAGCAGAAAGAACACAGAGAUGAAUCAAUUUAAUUUUUAGCUUUCUUUUGAUAAAAAUGUCAAUAUUCUCUUCUUCAGACCAGUUACAUUUACUGUUCAUCAAAUAUUUUAGUCCAGUUUUGUUUGAAUUUAAGCUUUUCAAUAGUUUCUUAUGGGCAGAAGUCUGAUAUUACACUCAAGCAUAGCUUCCAUUUCACUGUAACGAACCAAGUUCUUCACUGAGGUAGGAAGGUCUUUAGGGGCUUUAUUCGAUUCACUAACAAGCCGCACUGCAAAAGAAAACACAUCUCCUUUUCUAGGCCAAACUCUUCUGCCUGCCUCCCUUCCUCAUGCACUCAAGUGGGUCUGUCAUUAUACAAAUGUUAAUGGUGGAUGUUGAAGUCAGCGGUAUUGACUGUAUACACAGUGGGCUAAAUGUAGGUUGUUUUAACUACAGGACGGUGAGGCCAUGUUAUGCAGACAAAACGUCCACUACAGCCUUCUGUUUAUCACUCUCAUGCUCAAUGUCAGCCCGUUUCCUCUUCAAAUACUAUAUUAAAGUGGCCCUACAGUCAGCGAGGCUGUAUUCUAGCUGUGCUUAUGACAGCAUGAUAUUCAGUAGCUCAUUGAAAUGUGCUUCUUUCUCUGUGUGUGCAGAUCAUUGGCAUUGGCCUCUGCGGGGUAUUUGAGCUGAUAAAAGAGACCCGAUUCUCUCACCCCUCCCUGUGCCUGCGCAGCCUGCAGGCCUUGUUGGACAUGCUGCAGGGACAACAGCCUGAGGGCUUCCAGACUGAACCUCCUGAUGUGCUAGGUAAGGCUGCAAAUGCAUCUACACAAUGGAAGAUUUUUGUAAUGUGGAUACUGGGCAUGUUAUGAUUUUAUAUAUUUCAAUGCAUAGCUACAGUGUUGGCAAAGUAAUGAUUUGCAGCUCUUAAAACGUAAUGUAGAAAACUCAAAGUGGAAAACUGUGUUAUUUAUGUCAGAAAAGAGGGAUUUAAUUAUCUCAGUCCAAUGUCACAACGCUGUUUUUGUGCAGUCCAAACAAAGAUGCUACUGUUAACUUCAAAGAAAAUUCUGUCUAAAUGAUAAAAAGGAAUUAUUCAGGAGUAUGUUGAUGACGUGUAUAAAUUAAUGUUUAAAUUUUAAGAUGGGUUUUAUAUACUGUUCCUAAUGAUCAUUUUGAGGCCCCAGUACUUAUCAAUGUGUUGUUGCUUGUUUCUAUUACACAACACUGUUGCCUCCCUGUUUUCACACGUCUGACCUGUCAUCUGCUCGUGCCCCUCCCUCAGAGUCCCUUUUCCAGUUGUUGUUGGAGACCACGGUUCGGAGCACAGGGCCAAAUGAUCCAACAGGACAGGCCAUCACCGCCCUGUCCUGCGCCUGCCUCUUCAGUCUAGUGGUGGCCUGGGGAGACACUGGUAAAAUCCUGCAGGCUGUAUCUGCCAUCUUGACCAACAAUGGCAGCCAUGCUUGCCAGACGAUACAGGUAAUUAACCAAUUAUAGACAAUUACACACCAUUUGGCAGUUUACCUGCACAGUUGUCAGUGUUCCUUUUUUUAGUUUGCAUUCCUGGCAAUCGAAAAAACGCAGGUUACUCAUUCCUAAUUGUUUUUGGCACUUGGGUUAUCUUGUUAUGCUUCGCUUUCUUGGCAAGAGAGACUACGGAUAAUCAGAUGUGAACAAAUGCUUUUAUCUUUGAAGAUGAAUUCCCGGUGAUCACGAGGGUUGAGUUUAAUAAAGUGCAAGACAGAAUUGCAUCUUUUUCACACGCUUGAAUCCAUUUUUUUCUGAAGUUUUCCGUACAUAUCAAUAACAAAGAAAUUUGUACAAUAAUCCAGUUUUGUUAUCCAUUCCUGUUUUCUUCUUUGACAGAAAAAAAAUGGUCACUGAAGUUAAUUUUUUGAAAGAUAAAUUGACCUUUGGAUGCUACAUGCACUGCCUUCAGCAGAGAGACUCCAAGCAGUGUCUGGACAGAACAAAUUGAAUUUUGGAAAAUGUCAAGCCUCUCUGAUUCUCCUGUUUGAUUAUGUUACCCGUCUGCAUUCUUACUUUAAUUAGCCGGCCUUCUGGUUGCUUCUAUCUCGAGCUUGUCCUCUCUCUUUCCUCUCUCCGUCUUAUCUCUUAUAAUGAUUCUUUUGUGUUGCUUCUGCUUGUCAACUAUAAGAAAUAAAAAAAACAUUCCCCUUUACCUGCAAGAAAGAAUCCCUACAUUCGAGUGGGACUUUUCAGCCUCAUACAUUUGUCCUCCUUUUAGAGAUAGGACUGUGUUUCUCUUUUUCCUGGUUCCUCAUGUUGUAAGCAUUGACUGAACUGUGAGUCAUCACAAUAGCAGGCAGGCUGGCGGGAUGUGUGGGCUUAAGUGUGGGCUUAAGAGCCGUAUGAGUCUGUGUGUCUGUUUGUAUGUGUGUGAAUGGUGAGAUCAGCGGUGUGUGAUGUACCCUGCUACGGAAAUUAUGUGAAAAUUCCUUAAGGGACUUACAACUUUUAUGGGGGAAACCCCAACGUGUGAAAAGGCAUUCCAGCAGAGUACGAAAAGGACAAAUAUGGAGUUAUAGUAACCACGGGGUCAGUCACAAGUAGGAGAAUCUGACUCGACAAGCAGCAAUGAAGCCAUAGCUCAUCUCCCACCUCGAACAUUGUCUGCUUCACAAAGCUCGCCAAAAUAUGUUGCAUAAGAGGUUUGCAGUCCUGCUGUCUUUCACCCCGCAUCCUUGUUGUCUCCUUCAAACUCACUAGGUGCCAACCAUACUGAAUGCGCUCCAGAGGAGUGUACAGGCUGUCCUGGUGGGAAAGAUUCAAAUCCAGGAUUGGUUCGGGAAUGGCAUCAAACGCGCAGCCCUGAUGAACAAGUGGGUCCUGAAAGAGGUGUCCAUCGAUGAUGAUGAGCGCUGUCUCCUGCAGACAGAUGGUUCCUUCCUGUACCUGCUGUGCAAGGAUGGACUCUACAAAGUGGGCUCUGGAUACAGCGGCACCGUCAGGGUGUGUGAAACUCACAACUACAUGUGGUUAUUUAACAUGAUGAACACAUAUAUCCAAGUUUGGUGGUUUAGAAUUUCUCAUAUACACAGUUUAUGAUGUGCUUUCUUGUGGGCUGUGAAAAAAUGGGGUUAACCUUGAUUGUUUGAAAUUGUCUAUUGUGUGGAGUUUCUUAACUGAUAUCUAAUACUGUUGGCAAUAUACUACCUAAAAUGCAAAGCAAACCAUUAGCCACAAGACUGGCAAUCACUCUGUUUCAGUGGAUUUGAUUCUGACUAUGUUGGUCUUUGCACUCACACAGAGUCAUAGAGUGCCAAAGCUUCAAACAGAGACUUAAUCUUCACCCUGACCUGAUACACAAAACCCGAUUUAAUCUUAAAGGCUUCAUUAUUUAAUUUUCAUCACUUCAAGAAAUAAAGCUUGCAGGUAGUAUUAUGUUAGCAGCAGAAUGUUAUGCUAGUAGACAACCAUAUUUACGCUCAAAAUAAUGAGUUUUGCUAUGGAGAUUUUAUAAUCAAAUACUUUUCUGAGUGUAUUUAGGUCAAAUUCAAUGAUCUGUGUUUGUAAAUGUUACCUCGUGUGUUUUACAGGGCCAUGUGUACAACUCCACGUCUCGUAUCAGGAAUAGAAAAGAGAAGAGGUCAUGGCUGGGCUUUGCUCAGGUAAGUCACACAGCCUUCAGCAAAGAUACUUCUUACGAUGAGCACAUCCUGGCAAGUUGAAUUACAGCAUAUUGAUUAGUUCACUCAAAUGCACUGUAUUCUUCAUCAUUUCACACUGAUUCUAAGUGUAAGGCGUAUUGAUUGUAGAUUAUAAGUAGUGUUUGUGGUUUGUCUGCAGGGGUAUUUGUUGUAUCAGGAUGCAAGUAACCACUCAAUGUCAGCCAUCAAGAUCAACCCUGAGACUCUGGAGCAUGAGGGGACUGUCACCAUGCCAGGUAAAAAUGAUCAAACUGUUAGCCACAGGAAAAAAGGAGCACAUUCUUCUAUCAUAUGCAAUUAUUAUUUUCAUUAUACAUAGUUCUAUUAUGACAUUAUCAUUAUUUGUAUGUAUUAUCAUAAUGUAAUAAUGUUAUAUUCAUUGUUCAUACCCACUAUAUCUAAACAUUUAGUGAAGUAUUCUUGUGAAGAAUUAGGCCUUUUGUUAGUGCCAGUUCUAGCCCAAUACCAAGCACUCUAUGCCAAAGUUUGUGAUGCAGAUCCAAUAAUUCAAAAUGAAAACACAAAAUUGUUUGAGACUAUUGAAAAAAUGAUGACUCCUUCAUGGUGAGUCUCAUAUUCUGGCAAAACUAAACUCACCAUCACUUUACUUCUGCAUGCAGGUCAGCAUGCUGACGGACAGAACAUCAUCUUCACUGAUGGAGAGUACAUCAACCAGAUCGCAGCCUGUAAAGAUGUGAGUUUAAUGUUUCUGCUACAGCUCAUCAUCCUGGUAACAGCAUAUACCAUCUGUCUCUGGCUCCUUUCAGAGAAGAGAAAAGUUCAAAAUUGAAAAAGUGAAGUGGAUCAGUGCCAAUUGAGGGAGGUACAUAUAUCUCAGAGUCAGGUUUGAAAAAUCUCUAAGCUCCAAGAUUAUGGCGCAAUGUUUUAUAAAAAUAGGGUCAAUAUCUGUGUCAGGAACCACAUUUCUUCCGUACAACUCACGAGGAGAAGUUGAUAUGUCAUUUUAUGGGGGGUGUAAGUGUUUUGCACCAUCUUGACUGAGAUUUAGCAUGAUCUUUUACACAAAUUUAAAGGGAACUUAAACUAACUCAAGAUAGCUGAAUGAACUCAGAAUCUGCCAACACAGUGAGACACACUACAUGUGUCUAUGCAGCUGUCUGCUAAUAAGAGUAUAAUCAUUUGAUUUCCUUUGCUCACAGUUCAUCUGCUGAAGUGUUUUUCUGCUCCUCUUUAGUCAUGUUUUUAAUCUUAUGCUCUGUAUCAAUAUGUUUUCUUUCCCUCAUGAAAACAGAACUCUUCUAAUUUAAGAUGAGGGUACUUGUCAGCCCCUUGAAAGGCUUGAUGAAUCAUCUAUCAUUGCCAUAAGAGGCCCCAGCUUCGCUGUGACAGGCCCUCAGCUGAUCACCAGCUGUGACACAGAAGGGGUUGUUGCUCUGUCUGAGUCUAUAUCCGUGCAUGUGUCUAUGUGUGCAAGUGUGUGUAUGUAUGGGUGGGUGUGGCGGUGGCAGUGGCACCAGAUGUGGGUAUUCUCCAGAGAGCUUAAUCUCUCAAGCAGUUAUCUGCAUAAGCACUCUGUAAUGUGAGUGGGGGAGGGCGGGGGAUGUGAAAUCCAUAUAUCUGCCAUUGCGGCUAGCCUUCCUCGCAGACAGCAGCUUCAAGACUAAUCAAGGGGCGGGUACUGCAAAGGGGGGUCCUCAGCUGCAUACACUUUGUUAAGCAGGCAGAAAAGGAAACACACAAAGACCAGUUCAUGGUUUGGGAAAAAACAUAUGUGGCACAAUAAAGGGAUUCAGGUGCUUCGAAGUAGACAAAGGAGGUGGUCAGGGUAGAUCAGGUCAGGGGGAUGGUUAGAGGAAGAAGAAAUAGAAGCUUAUGUUUCAAUGACUAGAUUUGCACACGUGCUUGUCCCCAGGACUCAAAGCAUCACAGAUGAGUCUCAUCAUGACCACACAGCAGAAACCAGAGUAUCCCCACACUACCUUUUAUCCUUUUUUAUACCCCUGCUGUCUCCUAAUUAUUUCCCUGUUCUGGCCCACUCUCCUCUCUGUUCCUCUACUGUAUACUCCCACUUUCAGCCACAUCCCCUGCAGUCUGACUAACCUACAUUUCUGACUGUUGUGUCAUCCUUUUUGUGCUCAGCUUUGAGUCAUUGUGUGUGAGUUGUGCAUGGAUGUCACACCCUCAAUGGUGUUGCUGAGAAAAAUGGAUGUGGUUUUCAUACUGACAUGGCCAGGGUUUAAAGUUGCCGCUCAUGUUACAUAAAUUGAUGCGCUGAUUAAAAGAAAGCCACCGCCACACUCUCUGUAGAUUGACGCCAGUAGGCGGCAGCUUCAUCUAUAAGGUAUAAUCCUGGGUUAAUCCUUACUUCAUCCAGCACAUUAGUUGUGAUUGUGUGGGGAGUAUAUAAUGACCUACCCUAUCCCCAGUGAACCAAAACACACAGUUUAAUGUUUGAAUUUUACAAAGUUUAAAGUCUCCCUCAACAUGAACCAUCGCAAUUUUGAGCUUGAUCCAUUUCACUGUCCCUUACAGUCAGGGGAAGCAGGAAUAUGAAAUCUCCUCCAGUGUUCUUCUGUUAUUAAAGGACUACUACUGUAAAAAUAUUGACUCAUGAAACUUAACAAAUUUUGUUCCUCUGUUGGCCUUGACUCCUUCAGGAUGGGUUUGUGGUGCGGAUCUACACGAUGAGCUCAGACCCGGCCCUGCAGCAGGAACUGCAGCUGAAGCUGGCAAGGAAAUGUCUGCAUGCUUGCGGCAUCUCUCUCUUUGACCUCGAGAAGGAUCUACACAUCAUCAGUGAGUCAAUUAAAACAUACAUAUCUCUGUAAAGGCUUUUAGUUAGUAAUAUUCUAAUGUAAAUGUACACAAGCUGUUUUAUUAUGUUUCUCUACAAUCUGUCAGGACAUAAAUGAACAAAAAGAAAACCUUAUCUCAUUAUAUAAUUGUCUCAAAAUAAUAUUUUGUUCUCUCAGGCACAGGCUUUGAUGAAGAGGCUGCGUUACUUGGAGCAGGCAGGGAGUUUGCUCUGAUGAAAACUGCCUCCGGAAAGGUAAGAGUGCAGUUUUUCCAUUUACAUCUCUGCUUGUUCUGUUGAAAUGAGCAGUAAAAUGGAACAGCUGAGUUGAACUUGCCCACGACAGACUCUGCACUCGAAAGGAAAAAUACUUCAAUAAAUUGUUUUAAAUUUUGGCCAAAUGAAGCCAUCACUUUACAAAACAGACAUCUUCCCAGUUAAUUGCAUCUGUAUGUUGUAAGCUACGGUGACAUUUAUGUAGGAUCAGGCUGUCAAAUGUCAAAGUGAUGCGGAGACAAUAGAUCGAACUUUGAAACUGAAAAAAAACCUUUUAAAAUAAAAAGAUGUUCUUAUUCUAAAUUUGAUUCCAGCAACAGUUUUAAAAAGUUAAUGAUAGGGACAUAUAAACACUAUAAAAUAAACACAUUUGGAAGAACAAACCAAAACUAACAGGAUCAAUUUGCGGCAGAAACAACAACUUGACUUGGAUAAAAAAAGGACUCCCCAAAAAGAAAAAAAACCAAGAGCUACCACUCUGUGUGAGCAAAUAGUUUAACAGUCUCAAAAAAUAUCACUUGGAAAACAACUUUCUGAUUUUGAAAUAAAUAUGAGGUAAGGACAUUGGUAGGUCUGAAGUUAAAAUGUCACGUCAAAAAUCCAAAAAUCCAGCUUUGAGCCUCAGGUGUGUGUCUUCAUUCACUUUGUAAACCUUUACAACCUGGCAUUUUCAAUGUAAUGUUGAUGAAUAGAUGAGCUUUUAAAGUGACGUCUCUGCUUAACCAACUGGAUGCGAUUAAAGAAUUUCCAGCCGAUUAAGCAGCGGCUCUGGCCGUCAGUAUAAUGUCAACUUUCAGGAGACCCAACCAGGCUCUCCCGCGAGUGACGCUUGAUGUAGAAACACCAAAACAAAUCAAGAGUUAGUUUAUAAUGAAGGUAAAUGUUUGUUCAGAGGCUUUUGGUAUUAACUUCUUGAUCCAGAGGUAGACUACACAGUCAUGCUGAUUGGGCAAAGUAAAUCCAGUCACUGUGAGGAGGCAGGAGGAUUUUUCACAUUUUUAUCCAGCCUGUUUAGUAAGAGGAGAAUGCCAACUAUGUAGCUUGAUGGGGUGUGUGUGGAGGGUGUGGUUUUGUGUGUCUGUCAUGUAGGUGUGGUGCAGCGUUUUUUUGCAGAUAGCAGUCCUCUUGCACAUUUCUGUGUCUGUGUCGAAGCCUAAUCUCACAGCUCCCAUUAUCUACAGAUUACCUUAACAGUGACAGACUGUAUGGGUAAAAAUAGGAGCAGCUGACCUUUAUCUUUGCACAAACUUUACUGGCCACUCAGGCCGGACUAAAUGCCACACGUUUGGUAUUAGAGAAGUGAGUCAGAGGUCUGCAAAUAAUUUAUCCGUCUGAAUGCACUGCUUUUCUGUUUGUGUAAUUUGCAUUUGAAUCUCUGAUUAUUUGACUCGCAAAGCCUCUCACCCUCAGUAGAGGCCUUGUGUAGUCACAAGCUACCCAUGCUUUUUGACUUAUUCAAAUGUUCUCAAAUUGUGAAUAACUCCUUUGAAAUAUUUUCCCAGCCAUAUUAAAUGUACAAUAUGGAAAUAAUCAGUCCUAAUACUGAUGGUCCUGUUUGCAUUUGUAGCUCUUAAAAAGACACACAUGUUAAUGUCAGUCCAAUUUAUAAUCAGCUGAAAAACUCUACAGUGUGAAAUGUGGUUUACUAAAAUUAGUUAUGCAUUUAAUCAUUUUUGUAUCCUACUAAAUUGAUAAUCUUCAGUCAAUAAUAAAUAAAAACUAUCCCAGCAGUUUUCAAAGAAACCUUGAGGGGAAUGGUUUAAGAGCUAUGCAUCUUUGAACCCAUUGGUUAUCAUUUGAUGUCAUAAAACACUGCCGUAGGGCCUCGAAUGCUCCCCAGCAAAACAGUUCGUAAUGUGUAUUUUUCUGUCACCUCACCUUCACAGAUCUACUACACAGGAAAGUACCAGAGCCUGGGGAUAAAGCAAGGUGGACCAUCAGCAGGGAAGUGGGUGGAAUUGCCAGUCACAAAGUCUCCCAAGAUUGCUCAGUUCUCAGUCGGCCAUGAUGGUUCUCAUGCACUUCUCGUAGCUGAGGAUGGGAGUGUGUUCUUCACCGGCUCUGCAAGCAAAGGAGAGGAUGGAGAGUCUAGUACGGCAAUUUCAAACAAUCUGUGACAACUCAAGAAUGAAUUUUAUCCAGCUUUGAGCUAACAUGUUAUCAAAGCCGUCUUAGCUGAUGCUCUGAAAUAUUGUUGUUUUUUUUUGUCCUUCUUUUCCAGCUAAAAGCCGGAGACAGCCCAAGCCGUACAAGCCCAAGAAGAUGAUCAAAUUAGAGACCAAGACGGCGGUGUACACGGCAUGCAACAACGGCAGCAGCAGCAUCGUCACCAAGGAUGGGGAGCUCUACAUGUUUGGCAAAGAUGCUAUUUACAGUGACAGCACCUGUGAGUGGACAACUUCAGAGAGUUUUAUUUUAAAGUUUCCAUAUGUUGUGUAUUUUUUUCUUUUAUCACAUUCUGUACUUUCUUUGCUACAGGCCAGGUGACAGACCUCAAAGGUCACUUUGUAACUCAGGUUGCUAUGGGUAAGGCCCAUACAUGUGUUUUGACCAAGAGCGGUGAAGUGUGGACAUUUGGGGUGAACAACAAAGGGCAAUGUGGCAGAGACACUGGUGCCAUGAGCCAGGCGGGGAAAGGUGAGAAUAAACAGAAACACACUGACAUUUUUCACACGGUGCCUUUUUUAUUGUGCUAAAUCUGAUGUCCUCCCUCUGUCUUUGUGCUUUCUUUUGUUGAAGCAUUCGGUGUGGAGAGCAUGGCCACAGCCAUGGAUGAAGACCUGGAGGAUGAGCUGGAGGAGAAAGAAGAGAAGAGCAUGAUGUGUCAGCCAGGCAUGCACAAGUGGAAGCUGGACCAGUGUAUGGUCUGCACAGUGUGUGGAGACUGCACGGGUUAUGGUGCCAGCUGUGUCAGCAGUGGGCGGCCAGACAGAGUGCCAGGAGGGUAAGAAGUUCUAAGAAAGGGGAAGGGGUACAGGUGGUCAUGACAUUAUCUGUAAAGUUCUUGUGUUUACAACAUUGACCCCUCAAAAACAGGCAGUGUAUAGUAAAGGUGCUUUCGUUGUGAUACUAUUCUCUCCAUUUUAUCCGUCUAACAGUAUCUGUGGCUGUGGGUCUGGAGAGUCUGGCUGUUCAGCGUGUGGUUGUUGCAAGGCCUGUGCCAGGGAGCUGGAUGGUCAGGAGGCCAGACAGAGAGGCAUCUUUGAUGCUGUGAAGGAGAUGAUUCCACUGGACCUGCUGCUAGGUAUGCCACCUGUCACCUGAUCUCAUACCACCGCUGUUUUGCUCUGUCAUUCAAUGAAAAUUUAUAUCUUACCUUGAUCAUCCUUCAUUUCACUUAAAGUUAGAUGAAUCAUAUGCAUGUUAACACCUCAUGCACUUCUCACUUAAUGUAAUAUUCCAGCAGUUUGAAUUCGUGGAUCCUCCAUAACUGAUCAGAAAAAUGAGGGUUUUGAUGUUAUGUGCAAGCUGUGCAUCUUUCUGCUGCUUGUGCCACUCAGUUCACACAGUCUGCUGCGUUCCUUUGGAUGUUGCACAUUUGUCGCUGCUCGUCCUCUGUUUUUUUUUUUCUUUGUAUCAUGCAGUCAUUGCUUCUCCAUCACGUCUUUCCAUCAUUCAUUGAUGUGUGUCUUGUUUUGUUCUGCUCUGCUCUGUCCUCCCUUCCCACCUCAUCCUGCCUCCUGCCUCCUGCCUCCUGCAUCCUGUCUGGGCUGCCUGUACUUGGGGCCUUUUGUGUUUUCAGCUGUGCCUGUCCCUCCCCCUCCAGGAGUGAACAUCGAGGAGCACAUUCAGAUCCGUCAGGAGGAGAAACGGCAGAGGAUCAACCGCCGGCACAGACUGGAGGAGGGCAGAGGUAUGGGUCAGGGAGAAGAAGGAUGGGGCUUUGUUUAGGGAAGCGCUGUGUGUUUUGUUUUUGAUUUUUGGCUUUAUGAAGUUAAAAAAUAUAUGACAAAAAAAAAUCAAAAAUAGGUGGGUGUGGAGGUUAAUAAAUAAGGUGAAACUACAGUCAGGCUGUCAGACCCUGUGUGAGCUUGGGUGUUGUGCCUUGGUGACUUCCCCCUUGCUUGUGUCUUGUAUAAUAUUUCAGUGUGUAAGUGUAUUGUUGUGGUGUAGUAUUAUCAUGUGUUCUUUCCCAUUUGUGAGCAUUGUGCAUGCAUGUGAAAGUUUCUUUCUCCCCUAGGCCCCCUUGUUUUUCCUGGUCCCAUUUUUAUGAACCAGCGUGAGCAGGCCCUAGCCAGAAUAAGACCCCUUCAGGCACUAAGGCAUAAGCGGGACAAGCACAAAGGUACUACGGUUUUCACUAACUCAACGGGUGCAGAGACACCCCCUUUGCCUCAUCUCCCAGUCUGGCUGUCCCGCCCACCUCUUCUCUCACUCUCUGACGGCAGGACUCUAAUGUUUUCACCUGGUCUCAUGGUAACAAACGGUGUAGGCUGCUGGCAGGAAGCAAUCGUUGUGACUCACAGAAGAGAAAUGACUGUGAAUCCUCGUGACCGGGUCAAAGACGGAUCUUAGCAGGCUGGUUCCCUUCUAGAUCUCAUUAAAAUGAUGGUUUGUUAAUUGCAUUAAUAUAAAGCAGGGACUGAGGUAAAACAGAGACUUGAUCUGUUAUGCUGAUUCAUUUUCAAGUUCAACGUUUCUAAACCUCAGAUAUUACGCCUGCUUUGCACUCGGCUGUUCUAUAGACCUUAAUAGAAAUCAAUUGUCCUUGUCUAACCGGAUUUACCACCACUCCCUUAGCAGCUGAUUUGUCACUUUGUUCGUACAACUGCUGCAUAACAAACAGAUGAACAGCACAAGGGAGAGCAAGCUUCAUGAAAGACAAGCUAAUAAAUAAAAAUCAUUAGAUUUGACAGAUGCAAAGAGGAUUAUUUAAAAAACAUAUUUUACAUGUGACUCAUCAUGGAAUUUGAUUAGAAAUUAUAUAACAGACAUGCAGUCAUGGAUUUAAGAGUUUCCUGCAUUUAUUUGUUAAGCAAGUCUACAUGUUUGCUGCAGUGAACAUCUUUUCUGAAUCCUAAUAUAUCACCAGUGAGCGGCUCAUAUGUUAAUGAUUAUGUUUCAGCAGCAACAACAAAAAAAAAAAAAACAGAGCAAACCUACUUUUGUUUUGUCCUCCGAAUCUCAGCCCCGCAGAGACUUUCCCUCAGAAAAACAAAUUGUGGUUGUGACAACACAUCUUUGUAACCGCAUCCACUGAGAACAUACAUAGACACCUUUUGAAUGCCGCCCUUAUUUUGGACUAUAUGCAUAACAAAUACUAUUCCAUUACAGAAGAAACAAAGCCUGUCAGGACUCCCCCUCUCAGGAACUUGUUUAUGCUUUGUGUCGUCAGAAACCCCAGCUGUUAUUCUUUGUAUGUCAACCAGGUUGGUGGGGUCAUGAUAACAGUUAUCACCUAUAUAAUUACACUUUACGGGCUUUGGCUUUAGUGGAUGCUGAAGCGACACUUUUUUCACUAUUUUUGUUUUCACCUUCCUUGUCAUUAUAUUAAAAUCAACAUUAGCUAGUUUAACUUUGUCAAACCUUGCCAGUUGUGAAUCCCAUUUGCCACUUUUCCCUCUCUACUCCUCUGUUGUUUUUAUUUUAUUUUAAAUGCCCAAGAGUGUCAAACCAUCACAAAGACACUUUUGUCAUUUGUGUUAACCUUUGACACGGGCUGGGCAAUCACAGGAAGCUUCUUUGAUCGGCACACAGGCGCAUGUGAAACAUUGAACUUGUGUCUGAACACUUUGCAGCAUGGGUAAAAAUAUAAGCCAGGCUGCACCUCUUUCUGGAACACUGUGCUCAUAAAUUAUUUUACAGUCACUAUGUGCCUAUUUUUAGGGGCCCCACAAGUGAAAUACUCACACUUAAGAGCCCUGACUGGAUGACCCACAUCUGCCCAUGCUGCUGCUACUGUUAUUUUUUUAGUUACAAUAGGUGGCUCGCAACAAAGGAAAACAAUGACUGGUUUUGGGUACUCUUGUACUGUUGAGCAUCCAUUUUACUUUUACUAUUUUUAAAACCCUGUGAAAUAGACACUGUUUGUCCUAAUUGAAAAAAGGAGGACUGUCUUUUCUUAUGUUGAUUGGUCAAGUCUGAAAGCUUUAUUCAGAGUACUUCAGAUGGACGCCUCUCUUCAUGGUUUUGCUCUUAUGAAGAGGACUGGAUGGAUAUUUUUUUGUUUGUGACUUUCCAGAAAUUUCUCCUUAAUUUCUGUGUGUUUGUUGUUGUUUUUUUUUUUUGUUUUUUUUUUGCUGACAUUGAGAGUUGUGUCCACAAGUUAAACCCUCAACCCUUCCUUAUCAAAGUUUGGGCCAUGAACUGGUAUCCUAAAUUUGCAUUUACACUUCAAUUCAAACCUAAAACUGUUGUAUCAUUUGGCUGGCCACACUUAUGGAGGUUAACCACAAUACCUUGAUUCCUGGCCCAAAAGGUAUUGACGAUCACAAUAUUAACUGUAAUGCAUGGGCCUUUCUCCAGUUUUUUUCUGCUCACAAACCACAGCUGUGACCUCUUUACAAGGCUCAGGGUGAACCAGAUCUCCUCCUCCUCAUCCAAAUUCUAAUUGUUGUGUAACGAAAACAAAGAUUUCCAUCCAUCCUGGGACUGGUUGCCAAAAGCCUUCUGUUACAGAGGUGUCUUUCCCUUGUCUCCCCUUCGGCAUGCUCUCCCCUCUUUAUUUCGAAAAACCCUGUUUUCUCUCCAGCUCCAUUUUCCAGGUCUGAGCAGAGAUCUCCACCUCUGCGGUUUGACAUUGCCGCCCAAACCUCACUAUCCCAAUGUUCUCAACUCGAAUGUGCUGACUUGAGUGUUUGACUUAUAGAUGGCAGCAGUGAGCGCGGCGAGAAGGAUGCCAGCAAAAUCACCACCUACCCUCCAGGGGCAGUGAGAUUUGACUGCGAGAUGCGAGCUGUGCAGGUCAGCUGCGGUUUUCACCACUCAGGUGAGUUGAUCUCCCUUAUCGAUUCACCUGUGAAUACUUACACCACAUUAUUUUGAGAGCAUCACCUCUGACAAACUUGGACUGGAUACGUCUUAUGUAAGAUAAAAGAGAGGAGAUCACAAUGGUACCGUUUCUCCACAGUGGUGCUGAUGGAGAACGGAGAUGUCUACACAUUUGGCUAUGGUCAGCAUGGGCAGCUGGGACAUGGAGAUGUCAACUCAAGGUACUGCUGCUUCUGCUUCUUUUUGUGACAUAAACUGAAUUAAAUGAGAUAUUUCUAAGCAAGAAAAGCUAUUUAUCAUAACAGUAUAAAUAUUGAAAUGGGGGUGCACGAUAUUGGAUUUUUGCUGAUGUCUAACAUGCAGGUAUUGACAAAGUUAUUUUUGGCAGAUACCAAAUUUUCCCCUUUUUUUUUGUCAUGGUAAACAACACCACGUCUCUCCUGUACGAUAAUCUACUGGAUUGUGAUCGACUAAGGUUUUAACUGUGAUAUUUACCUGACGUUUCCACAUUAUGAAUGGCUGUUAAUUUUUCUGUAAAUGCCGUGGUAACUGUGCUGCUGCCUGUCUUGGCCAGGACACACUUGUCAAAGAGAAUUUGACCUCAAUGUGUUUUUUUUCCUGGUUAAAUAAAGGUUAAAGAAAUAUAUAAUCUGCUCUAGAAAAUAGACAUAAAACAAGACAAACAAGUUUAUUCUAUUGGAAAUGAUGAAUAUAGUCUUUUUCAAAUGUAGACAUUCAGUCAUAUGUCUUGUGUCUGCUUAUGAUACUUCGAAAUACUCCCAUACGCCGACAUGUUGAAGCUUGUUGUUGGCAUGCGCAGCUCUCAUUGCAUAUGCAUAAGGCAGCAUCACAUGAUUGGCAGCACAUACCAGCCAAUAAUAAUGUCAGAUAAUGCCUGUGAUGAAAACUUAAAGGUUUAUCUGCCAUUAUCAAUAUUAUGUGGUUAAUUAUCAGGCAUUCCUAGAGCAAUAAAAUGGACUGAUAAAUUGAAAGAGAAAUUGUAAAUGUCUACAUAAAAAAAUGACAUUUCUGUAUGCUACAAACCAACAAUGUUUGAUGUUCUUCAACAAAAGGUGUAACAAGCUGGCAUAUGCUCAGUUAAUCAAUUGUGUAGUUAAGGAUUAAGAAAUGUGAGCUCAGAUUAUUACUUUGUCAUUCAGCGUUAAUUGAACAGCUUGACAAACAGCCUAAUCUGUCUCUGUAUUUCUCUUAGGGGUUCUCCUACCUUGGUGCAGGCCCUUCCAGGUCCCAGUAUUCAGGUGACAGCAGGCAGUAACCACACAGCUGUUCUCCUCAUGGAUGGGCAGGUCUUCACAUUCGGCAGCUUCUCGGUAAGAAUGAUACCGAGUAUAAAAUCAAUAUAGUAAUUAUGAGAGUAUUUUGAAUGCCUGUUGAAUCUGUGUCUGUGUGUUUUAUAGAAAGGGCAGCUGGGCCGGCCCAUCCUCGACAUGCCGUACUGGAAUGCCAAGCCAUCUCCCAUGCCCAACAUCGGUGCCAAAUAUGGACGGAAGGCUACCUGGAUUGGAGCCAGCGGGGACCAGACAUUCCUGCGGAUCGAUGAGGCUCUUAUCAACUCCCAUGUCCUCGCUACUUCAGAGAUCUUUGCCAGCAAACACAUUAUUGGCCUGGUGCCCUCCUCUGUGUCUGAGCCGCCUCCAUUUAAAUGCCUGCUUAUCAACAAAAUGGACGGGAGCUGCAGGACCUUCAAUGACUCUGAGCAAGAGGACCUGCAGGGAUUUGGCUUGUGUCUGGACCCGGUGUAUGAUGUCAUAUGGAGGUCAGUCAAAGGACUGUGCAGACAAAUUUAGCGCAGACCUUUUGGUUUCAUUUUGAAUUCAUUAAAAGCCUUUUGCGAGAGUUACAUAAACUUCACCCAAAGGAGAUUUAGCUGUUCUCAAUCUGAAACCCUUCCCCUGGUUUUGACUCUCAUCUUUCUUUGUGCUUUUCAGGUUCCUCCCAGCCUCAAGAGAAAUGUUGUGCUACAACGCGGUGAUAGCUGACGCCAGGAUGCCCUCCGUCACAGAUCUCCAGGCCCGCUGUAGCAUCCUCAGCCCGGAGCUUGCGUUGCCCUCGGGAUCCCAUGCCACCACUACUCGCUCUCACGGAGCCCUGCAUAUCCUCGGUAAUGCGUCAAUGUUUCUUUGGUCACAUAAAUCUUUAAUGAAUGUCUGCAAAUGUUUCUACUCCAAUAAUGAUGGUCAGUGUGGCUUCUGUGUCUAAACACUAUUCCUAAGAUCAGGCUCUAUUGUUGUCAAUUUGAACCCAUUGGUCUUCUCAUGACAUCAGAAGUCAGUUAUCGCUCUUACUAUAAUUAUAUUACAUAAAGCUUGUAUAUCUUCAUUAGUUUCUGUUUGUUUUCUAUUAUCUAUGAUGAUAUAUUAAAUUGUAGUAUUUUAUCAAAAUAAAUAUACAUCAAACCAAUCUAUUCCAUUCUCAUUUCUUAGGGUAGCCUUUUGCUUUUACAUGAAUCAUAUGGUUUCAUGCAGGUUCUGUAUAUAUGUUCUGUACUAAGAGGACUUAAACUGGGCUGUUCACUUAGGUUGCCUGGAUACACUGGCAGCCAUGCAAGAGCUGAAGAUGGGCGUAGCCAGUGCAGAGGAAGAAACCCAAGCAGUGAUGAAGGUCUACUCCAAGGAGGACUACAGUGUGGUGAACCGCUUUGAGAGUAGGUGGCCUCUUUCUACUGCAUACAUGGUAAAUGAUGUAUGAUGCAAUGCACUGGAGGACCCACUGAUAAGCUUUGGUUUAAAGCUCUGUGCUAAUUUUCCAGCUUUUAAGUCAGUGCUGCUGAAAAUAAUAGAAUCAUUUUAUAUUCAUCAACCGAUGUUCAAAUCAACUUGUAGAGACCAAUCGAUCCCGUGUUUUAUUCUCUAGGUCAUGGUGGCGGUUGGGGCUACUCAGCCCACUCUGUGGAGGCCAUCCGCUUCUGCGCUGAUGCAGACAUCCUGCUGGGUGGGCUGGGUCUGUUUGGGGGGCGAGGGGAGUACACUGCAAAGAUCAAGGUAAGCUGGAUGUGACAUAUUUAUACAGCGUUCCUGUUUUUUAUGUUGGCUGACAGUUUAACAUUCAUUUGAUUUAAAUCAGUCUCUAAUCCAUAAUCUGCUGCUGGGGGGUGCUACAUUGAAAUGACAGAAAAGCAAUGAAUGAAAAACAAAUUGAAACGGCAAUACACUUAGUUAGCUGUUGAAAUUGAAACUGCAUAGCUUGUGAAAAUAAAAGGCUAAAACAUGAAGUUGUGUGACCUUGGCUAUAGCAAAUGUCUUAAUAAUAGAUAAAUGGGCUGUAAUAAUCUGGCUGGAAAUGCUGUGUGUUCACAGUAUGUUUUUUAUGGCUUGUUUUGGUGCAGCUUUUUGAGCUUGGGCCUGACGGGGGCGACCAUGAGACUGACGGCGAUCUGCUGGCUGAGACUGAUGUUCUAGCGUAUGACUGUGCUGCCAGGUAGAGCUCGCUGAAUUUUUCUAUCUCCCAAUUCUUUAUUGCUUACCUUGAAAAAAACAACACUCCAUGUCUACCGGUGGUUAAUUCAGAUCUUUUUUUUGUUCAGGGAGAAAUACGCGAUGAUGUUUGAUGAGCCGGUGCUGCUGCAGCUGGGUUGGUGGUAUGUUGCGUGGGCUCGAGUGUCGGGUCCCAGCAGCGACUGUGGCUCCCACGGACAGGCUACCAUUACUACUGAUGAUGGGUAAAAGCGGUUGAACUUGAAACAUAAUAGUUAAACACUUAAAUAUAUAAUUGGCAGUCUAGUUCUCUAAACAGUUUAAUUAUAAUUUAGGUUUUAUCGUUUUUAAUUUGUCUUUCAUUGUUUUUGCUUUAGUGUGGUCUUUCAGUUCAAAAGCUCCAAGAAGUCAAACAACGGUACAGAUGUCAACGCAGGUCAGAUACCUCAGUUGCUAUACAGGUAAGCAGAACUCUUUGUGUUGGUUCUUAUCAUGCCACUUUUCGUUUGAAGGAUUUAUAUUUUCUUAUGUCUUAAUACUAGGCUUCCUUCAAAUGAUGGCAACGCAUCCAAAGGGAAACAGCAGACCAGUGAACCAGUCCACAUCCUGAAGCGCUCAUUUGCUCGUACAGUCUCCGUGGUGAGCUCACUCUCCAUAUUUGGGCCACUUCUCUGUUUCCGCCUGCGUAAUUGUCUUAACAGGUGAUACUUCACAGCUCUGUGUGUGACUGUCCUCCUCUGCCUCCUUGUAGGAGUGUUUCGAGUCCCUGCUGAGUAUCCUUCACUGGAGCUGGACCACCUUGGUUUUAGGUGUGGAGGAGCUGCGAGGGCUGAAGGGUUUCCAGUAUACCGCCACUCUGCUGGACCUGGAGAGACUACGCUUUGUCGGCACCUGCUGCCUCCGCCUGCUCAGGGUUUACAUCUGUGAGAUCUUCCCCAUCGCUGGUAAGAGCUUUGAGAAUGAAGAGACAUUUAAUUCUUGUUGAUUUGUGUUAUUUGUUGCCAAAAAGAUUAAGAUUUCUGAUUUAAUUAUGAAUGUUAUUUGAAUGAAAAACAUUCAUCCUUGCAUUGAUUCUGAUUUCAAACACUCUUUGCAGAAAAUAUUACAAUCCAAUUCAAACUAGAUUGUCUUAUAAUUUCAUGAUAUACAGAUAUAAACAUCAGGAAGUUGUCAUUUCAAGAAGGACAUUUCAAAUGAUUUUGAUUUUAUUAGAUUGUAGCUUCACAUAAGAUCUCACGUUGAUGUUUUGCACUAUCUGUUCUCUAAAUUUGCAGCAAGCACCAAAGCUGUGGUGGAGGAGUCGAGCAAGCUGGCAGAGUGCGUGGGAAAGACACGCAGCCUGCUGAAGAAGAUCCUGUCAGAAGGCAUGGACAACUGCCUGACCAAGCUGGACAAUGACCCCCAGGGCUACUUGUCUCAGCCUUUAACACUGCUGGAAGCUGUGCUGCAGGAGUGCCACAACACCUUCACGGCCUGCUUCCACUCUUUCUACCCAACCCCGGCUCUGCAGUGGGCCUGUCUCUGCGACCUGCUCAACUGCCUGGACCAGGUACGUGGCAGUAGAACUUGACAAGUGUUUUUUACAAGGUGUUUUAAACAGUAAUGGUUGUAUUUAUCAUAAAAAAAGACUAUUUUCUUGAUUGAUAAAUGACAGGGGGGCUUGAGUAUGAAAACAUAUCAGGUUCUGAAAGCGAUUGGGAUCUUUAGUUUCUUAAAAAUUCAGCAAUCUCAUACUUUAGCAGUCUCAAGUUUAUAUUUUAGACACCACAGUGAUACCCUCACCUGGAACAACACACAAAAGUUGCAUAAUCACAACUCACUGACAGCAUUGUCUUAGAUUGUUAACUGAACAUUACAAAAUAUUUCCUGAAAAUGACAAAAUCAGAGAUUCUCCCUUGUCUCUGCUGCCUUAUAGGACAUCGCUGAGGCCAACUUCCGCACCUCCAGUAGCCGUCUGCUGGCCGCCGUGAUGUCAGCCCUCUGCAACACCUCUGUGAAGCUGACAUCCAUCUUGCCCAUUGCAUAUGAUGGUGAAGUGCUGCUGCGCUCUCUGGUCAAACAAGUCAGCACUGAGAAUGACUCUGCGCUUGCUCACCGCUUCCCUCUGCUGGUGGCCCACAUGGAGAAAUUAAGCCAUGUGAGUGAAUACAUAUCACUGCAUCAUUUCCUCGUCCUCAUUUAACUUACAAAAUCAGAACAGUGUGGUAAUAUUUCCUUGUUUUUGAUUCUGUCAGACUGAAGAAAACUUGAUGGGCAUGACCAGUUUCCGGGAGGUGCUGGAGAAGAUGCUGGUGAUUGUGGUGCUGCCGGUGAGGAAGAGUUUGAGGAAGGAGGUGGAGCUUUUCUCCCCGCACCUGGUCUCCAAUACCUGCGGUCUGUUGGCCUCCAUCGUCUCUGAGCUCACCGCUUCUGCUCUGGGCUCUGAGGUAACUACACUUAGAGCAAUACAAACAGAACUCAAGUGCUUAAAUAAACAUGAUGGUGCAGGGGUGUGGGGUAGAACAAUAUAAGCUGUAUUAAGAGAACCAAAGGGAAAAAAAAGAUGAACUAAAAUGAAAAAGUGAAAUAGAAACCCCACAAAACAAACAAAGACAAUAAAUCAGUUUGAUUUUAAAGAAGCUAUUAUCAUUGAUAAAAAAAUGUGAACUGUUUUUAAUACUCAAAGAGAGGGAGAUUGUCUGAUAAUGUAAGCAUGUGCUAGCAGCAUAGUGUUGUUACCAAUGUUUAUAAUGUUGCCAAUGAGCCGAAACAGAGAGGAUGGAAUCUAAUCAUCUUGAUUGCAUGAAGGGUGGUUCCGAGCCUUUAAUUGGUGGUUUGAUGUUGCUCUCACUCUCCUCCUUUACCUAUUAUCGCUCUCCCUCUGCUCAAAUGCAUACCUAUGUACUGCAGUCAGGACACAUAAGGUCUCAUUGCCAUGGUAACUGGUACUAGACGGCAGCCCUGUUUCUGUGCUGACUUUCACCCAACUGUCUGUUGUCAGGGAGACAACUCUAAAUUCCCUAGAGCUCCUGGAUAUGUCGCUCUUCAGUUGUGUCUGGCUCUCUGUAGUCAAUAAGCGGAUAAAAAUAGAAAUAGAUUGUAUUACUAAGCACAUCAGAAAUAAAGGAUCAGAUGUUUUGUUUUUUACAUGAUUCUUUUGGAGGAUUCAAGGCUGUGAUUUGUCUAUGAUUAUCUAAAUUAAUAAUGCAGUUUUAUCAGUCUGUUUUGGCUACAUGUUUCAUUGUUUCUCUGUUUUAUUAGGUCGAUGGACUGAACUCACUCCACUCUGUGAAAGCAUCUCCAAACCGAUUCACCAAAACGAGCCAGGGCCGCAGUUGGAAUACAGGAAACGGCUCGCCGGAUGCCAUCUGUAUGACGGUGGACAAACCAGGCGUUGUGCUUGUGGGCGUCUGUGUGUAUGGAGGAGGGGGCAUCCAUGAGUAUGAACUCGAAGUGCUGGCUGAUGAUGUAAGUCGUGAUCGAUAGUUUCAGUCAAUAUUUUGUCACCUGCUGCAAUCAUGUCAUCUUUUAUCUUUAUACACUCUUUUAUCUCUUUUUGGUUCUCCAGGCACAGACAGAGCACCCAGGGGACUCGGCACAUUCUCACAGGUGGACAUCUUUAGAGCUUGUGAAGGGCACAUACAGCACUGAUGAUUCUCCGAGUGACAUUGCAGAGAUCCGCUUGGACAAAGCUGUGCCACUUAAGGUACAUUUCCCCUCUAGGAAAUAAUACAUGCAUAUAAUUUACAGCUGAAAUUCAAACUUUAGAUGUAACAUAAUGUGGAUGAUUUUUAAGUGUAUGCUAGUUGUAGUUUGCCAUGCAUAUAAUCUCAUAAAUUCACUCAUGUUGUUCCAGGAGGGGGUGAAGUAUGCUGUUAGAUUGCGAAACUACGGCAGCAGGACAGCUAACGGAGACGGCGGUAUGACCACAGUGCAGUGCUCUGAUGGGGUUUCAUUCACAUUCAGCACCUGCAGUUUGAGUAGCAACGGGACAAACCAGACCAGAGGACAGAUCCCACAGAUUCUCUACUACAGGUAAACACAGAACAAGCAUCUGCGAUAACUCAUCUCUCAAAAUAUUUGGUCAGUAUUUGACUGGAGUUUGUCUUCUGGCUAAAGGAGUGAGUAUGAUGGGGAUCUACAGUCUCAGCUGCUAAGCAAAGCAAAUGAGGAGGACAAGAACUGUAGCAGAGCUCUAUCUGUGGUCAGUGCUGUGGUCAGAGCUGCAAAGGACCUGCUCCACAGAGCUUUUGCUGUCGAUGGUAAGAACCACAGACUUUGACAAGCAUUGUUACACGUCAAAGACCUUCCUAUUUUUAAUUUGGAUCUCAUCUCUGUUCUUUGUAUCUCUAGUGGAUGAUAUCCCUGAGCUGUUGAGUUCCUCUAGUCUGUUCUCUAUGCUCCUGCCUCUCAUACUGGCUUACAUCGGCCCUGUAGCUGCGUCUGUGCCCAAGGUAGGAGGUGAUCCAAGACUGCAAGGUUUUCUCAAAAUCCCUGAGACUGCAUCUUUUUGACUCAGAGGCUUCUCUCUCUCUUUUAAUUCCAGGCUGCUGUUGAGGUCUUUGGACUCGUUCAGGAGCUGCUGCCCGCUGUCUCAGCCCUCAACCAGAAAUACGCCCCUCCCACUUUUAACCCCAACCAGUCAACAGACAGCACAACUGGCAACCAGCCUGAGCAAGGCCUGUCUGCUUGUACCACCUCAAACCACUACUCGGUUAUCGAAAGUGACCACCCCUACAAACAAGCUUGCGUCACACAAUACAGGGUAAGGUCUCUUUUGACAUGUCCUCUACUCUGCAAAUACAUGUGAAAAACUGUGAUGAACCAAUCCUACUUCUCAUCUCGUCUCAGGUAUCGUUCCCGGACUGCGUUCGCUGGACUUCCAUUGAGUUUGAUCCACAGUGUGGCACCGCACAGCCAGAAGACGUCCUACGCCUCCUCAUCCCCAGCCGGACCCUCCACCUGUCCAGUUUAGGAGGCAAACCUUUGAUCCACGACACGAUCAACACCUGGACUGAGCUCAAGAAGUUCUCAGGCUCCACAGGCUGGCCAACCACUGUCCUGGUACUGCCUGGUAAGAGCAUUUAAGAGUGUGUCAAAAUCAUAAAAAGGAACUAAUUGUUCUUCACCAAAUGAUUUUAAACCAAAUCUCUUGUUAGAAAAAGUAAAGCUGUAGUCGCAGGAUGUUUAACUUCCUUGACACUUGAAUUUAUCAGCUCUUUAUUUAUUCGUAAUGCUGCUUCUGCCGUUCCAGAUGCUUGUCAGACUUGUCAGUGAACGCUGGAUUUAUUCAAAGCGUUCUUCUUUACUGCUUGUCCCACAGCUUUUAGCUGCUUAAUGAGGAUUAAAUGUUUGUCACCUUCAUUACAGCUCUUGGUGAGAAAUGGUGUAUAGUUUCCAAGCAACACAUUACCCUCAAUUUAGCCUUCUAAGCACAAGCCUUUCUUCUUACUAUGAGGAGCGCUCUUUAGUUCACAGUCUUGAGACGUUACAUAUCUUCAAAGGAGGAAAAUAGUCGACUAAACUGCAUUUGCUGUGGUGACACAGAAGAAGCAAGAAUCCAUGCUAAGCAAUGAAGGCAGACAAACACGUACUGUUGUAAUAUUUUCCUUGAAAUAUGUAGUUUGAUGAAGCAUAAUUGAAUGUUUAAGUAUUAUUUGGGGACUCAGUGGUAGUUCAUUGAUCUUUAUUGUGCCCAUAUGUGCUUUAAUCUUGUUAAUGAUGCUUUAUUGGAUCCCCUGCAGCAGGAGGCGGCUAUUAGCUUACCAGUGAUUACCUACAAAACCGUGCCCACCUUUACUCUCUUGUAAUCUUCUGUUUUUAUGUCCUCUCUCUCUCUCUUUAGGAAAUGAAGUUCUGUUUUCCCUGGAGACAGCCUCAGACUAUGUGAAAGAUGAAAAGGCUUGCUUUUAUGGCUUUAAGUGUGUGGCUGUAGGGUAUGAAUUUAACCCUGGACAUGAUGAGGUACAAACACUCCUGCAGCUCCUUCUGUUUUUUUUUUCUUUACAACAUUAAUAUGUGCAGUUGUCCAGGCAUAAAAAAUAAGUUUUAUCUGACUUAGAAAACCCUUUAUGGACAUUUCAGGGAACCAUCCUGCUUGAGAAGGAGUUGGCAUACCUGGGCAGCGUGUGUGCUGCAGCCCUGAUGAAGAAAGAUCUGGCCCUCCCUAUAGGUAAGGACAUGUCAGAUUUUGUUUGAUUUGAGUCAAGUUAGUAGAAACAAAGAUGACAUCCUGGUUGGGUGAUUAAAAUGUUAUUCUUAUCCUUUUUUAGGGAAUGAAUUAGAGGAGGAUCUAGAGAUUCUUGAGGAAGCCUCUCUUCAGGUGAGCCAUCUUUUAAAUUCAGAGAUAUCUUUGAAAAACAAGUUUUGUGGGUAGUAAUAAGGUAUUCUUAUUUUUCGAUCACUUUUUCCUACCUUGAUUCUCAUUUCUUUUGACAUCACACUCAGGUGUGUAAGGCCCACUCAGGAAUCCUGGGGAAAGGUCUGGCCCUGUCUCACUCCCCCACUAUCCUUGAGGCCCUGGAAGGAAAUCUGCCUCUGCACCUCCAAACCAAUGAGCACUCUUUCCUUGAGGAUUUCAUCACCUGCGUGCAGAAUUCAAGCGGAGGACGUCUGGCCAGGUAAAUGUUGGUGGAGGCAACUGAGACAUAUUUUAUUUUUGUUUGUGAUUUGCCUCUUGAAAGGUUGUCAUGAUUUUUUCCUCUCUUGUUUUUUAUUUUCUUCCAUCCAGGUGGCUGCAGCCUGACUCCUACGCAGACCCCCAGAAGACAUCUCUGAUCCUAAAUAAAGAUGACAUCCGCUGUGGCUGGCCGGCUACUGUCGUUGUUCAGACCAAAGACCAAUACGGAGAUGUGGUGCAUGUUCCCAACAUGAAGGUCAGGAUGACAGUGUUGUUUCCUUUUGCGUCCACUAAACAGAUAUUUCAUCAUACUCAUUGUAUCACACACCUCUGACUCAUGUUUCUGAUCUUGUGUUUAAAUGUCCAGGUGGAGGUGAAAGCUGUACCUGUCUCUCAGAAGAAGUCAAUGCAGCCUGAGAAUGUGAAGAAACUGCAGCGUUUACCUGGAAGCUCCUCUCCUUCAUCUUCUGGUCCUGACCUGACCUUCGGAGGUCUGCCGAUGCCCAAGCUGGAGGCCACCUAUGAGCCCAUGAUUGUGAAAGAGGCUCGAUACAUUGCAAUCACUAUGAUGAAGGUGGGUCCCAUGUGACAAUCUCAUAUCUCACUCACCAUUUUACAUAAGGGAAGAUGCAGAUGCUCCACAGGGGGGAGCUGUUCGGUCAUUGUUAGAUCUGAUGUAAACAAGGCCACUUGUGCCCUCCAGAGGAGAUACAGGUCUUUGCAUUUUAGGUUUGCUGAUGUAGACAUGUCAGUACAGCCAGUUACGAGAAUCUUCACGUCCUCGAUGUAUUCGGAAUAAUAAAAGCACACAAAAUACAACAGGUAAAACAACAUGGCAAAUUCAUGCGAAGUAAACAACAUAAUGAUCUCUGUUCACAGGUAAGGAGAUAAAUAUCAGCUCUGUGGAGCAUGAAGUUAUUUCUUUGUGGUUUAAUUAAAUGAUCUUAUUAAACUUCAUACUUUAACACCUUCAUACUUUAAGUGCAAACAUACCUGCACACUGACUCUUUCAUCUGUCUUAGGCAUAUGAAAACUACUCCUUUGAAGAGCUGCGCUUUGCGUCCCCCACCCCAAAGAGGUAAGUGAGCAAGUGCAAAAGAAGAGAAAAAACGCUUCAAGUCAGAUACAGUCCGCUGACUGAUUUUCUGCCUCACACAGACCCAGUGAGAACAUGCUGAUUCGUGCCAACACUGACGGAACCUACAGCGCCAACUGGACUCCAGGAGCUGUAGGCCUCUAUACAAUCCACGUCACCAUUGAUGGCAUUGAAAUAGGUUUGUCAAUUUGAGAAUAUUUUAGAAAAGCCUGUUUGUCCCCUUGAAGAUUCAUCCACAGGGAAUAGAAGCAUACACAAAUGACCAUCACCGACAUUGAAAACAUAACUUGAUGCUCCUUCAGAAUGGACUACGAGCUGUGAUGAUAUGUGAUGUUUCACACAGUUGAGCCAUGAAUUGGAUUCUCUUUCAGAUGCUGGUUUGGAGGUUGAAGUCAAAGACCCUCCCAAAGGCAUGAUCCCACCAGGCACACAGAUGGUUAAACCAAAGGCUGAACCUCAGCCCAGCAAGGUGAGUGUUUUCUUUUGACUAACCAGCAGGGGCAUGAAGAUGCGUUCGAACACAUGAAUAAGGCAUGCUCGCGUUCACCCUCAAAACACGUUUUAACUGAAACAACUUGUCUUGUUCACUAUCAACUAAAUUCUGACCUUCUUAGCUUCGUAAGCAAAAUAUUUAAUAAAACAAGAGCCUUCUUGUUACGCAGAACAUGUGCUGCUAUCGCCACUCUCACUGAGAAUCAACAGCUUGUUUUGCACCUCUGUGCUGCUUUUUAGUUUGCUGCCCAGACAAACAAAGUAAUAGCAAAAUUAUAGAGCAAUUAUUUGAGGUAAAGAUGAAUAUCCCAAAGCAGUUCGAUAAAAUCAGAGAUUGUAAAAAAAGGAAGAGUGAUAUCUGUAUUUUGGUAGGUUAAAACAGGAUGGUGAUACUUGGGCAUCUUUUUUUCCCAUUGAGUUAAAAAAAAAAAUCUCUAAAUGUGAAUUUUAGCUUUUUUCUUCUUCUCUGUACUCAGGUUGUAGUGUGUAUGUUUACAUACUGUCUACUGAAAAAAGUCCCAAAUUAACAGUGGACAUGUUGCAGUCAUCAUCAUUUUGUGAAACUUAUGGUAUCCAUGUUUUAUAAUCCAUAAUGGGGAAACAAGCAAAAGUAUCCUCCUUGUAUUUUCUAUUUUCUAAGCACCAUAUGAGCUUCACUACAUCUGGUCCUGCUGAAAAUAGAGCCCCUACAGUUUCCUCUUCUUUCGCUGUUUCCUUGUGUGUACUCGGAGCGGGCUUUGUGUGAAGAAAAGCUUGCUAUCUCCAACUGCCACUGAUCCUGCUUCCUCUUUUUCCUCCUGCUGCACCUCUCUUCCCUUUUGUUCCUUCUGACUAUUCUUUGCUCCUGCCGCUCACGGUCUUCAUCUCCCUUCUGCUUCUCUCAGGUCCGCAAAUUUGUGUCCAAGGACAGCGCAGGCCUGCGUGUGCGUAGUCACCCCUCCCUGCAGAGUGAACAGAUAGGCAUAGUGCAUGUCAAUGGCACCAUCACUUUCAUUGACGAGGUAAUUGACUUCAGACCAGGCAGAAUAAAACUUAUAUAUGUUUGGUAGUUGUAGCACUUUCCACUUCAUUCUGUUUUCUCUUCUAUUCUUCUUUAAAUCAGAAUUGUAAUCAAGUUUCUUGUUUGGAUAAGUAGCCUUAAGUACUCUUCUUUUUUUAAUGGCUUCCAUGAUUUAUGUGUUUUUAUCUCCCUUAAUUCUGGUAACUUUUUUCUUCAAAGCUUAUCAAUUUGUUGCUUUUAAUUUUGCUUCAUACUCUUGCAAAGCACUCUGGGGCUACACGAAAGCUGGAAUGUCUCCAGUCCAAACAAUAGAAAGUCCAAGGUGUUGCACAUAUUUACUACUUGGUUGAACUGUUAGGCAACACAUAUUUACACUACCUGCCAGUCCUGCACAACAUCCACACUUUGAUAACAGCACCGUGACAGUUAUUAUCAUCUUACUCAUUGACUGUGUACAAAGAUGGACCAGUCAUUCUUCUGACAUCAUUAGAAGCCAAGAUCUGAGCAAAAAUGAUCAUCUGGUAUUAGUAUCCCAUUUGUCCAGUCAACCAAAAAAACCGUCUUGCAUUUUAAAGAGGAUCCUCACAGUUAAAUAAACCAGCACCACAAGAGCAACAUUAGCAAACAGAUCUCUCAUGUCAUCAAUAACUCCUAAAAAGUACCGUAAAAUCCAAUGUAUCAGCUGCACUGAUUAAUAACAUGUGGUGUUUCCCUGAAUGUCCAAAAGAAGAAAAGGUUUAAGCUGUCAUCCUGUAAGACUUUUAAUGCUUUAAACACAGUUCACAAUGAGCAGUGUCUGUGCAACUGUGAUGCUUUUUCUAGUUCAAUCUCUUUGCUGUCCUACUUGCUACUAGUUCAGUGGUUGAGUUCAGUAGAGUGCACAAGCUUACGCCAGCAUUCGCCAUGGGAUGGCCACUGCCUGCAAUCAAUUCACCAAGACUCGAGUCCCUCCUCUUGUCAUUUGUCUCAUAAUUUGAGGAAUCCUCAAUUUUUUUUUCUACCUAAGAAAAGAAAAAAAGAUGCAAGAGCCAUCUUCGUCAUCCAGUACAUUUUUGACAGCCAAACCGUUGCUUGCUUCUUCAAGCACUGCCUCUUGGGAAAAGUUUUGCAAAGCAAUUAGAUGCAGCUCACAUUUUUGAUGUUAGAAUAGUUCUUAAAAAUGCAUCUUAGACUAAAAGUUUUAUGGUAAUCCCAUCAGGAAAUUAAAUGCUUUGUCAUAGAUCAACAUGAUACUAACUUUGACAUGAAUACAUAGAAAGUUUUAAGUUUGGUGAAGUUUGGCCCAUGUCCCAUCUGUUUACAUGGAGAGGGUGGAGCUUAUAACUUCAGCAGGUCAUCAAGUGUUUUCACUCUAAUGUUGUCCAUCUUUUUAUGCAGUCAGUGGUCUUACCCAAACCAAGUAGAAGUCCCCAUGAACAUUUUGUUCACUCCUUAAACUUUUAGACUUUCCUGUAGUCUCAGAUGUGCUGAAUGUGUGUGUGUGUACGAGGGUGCUGCCCAUCCUGUUCCCAUAGUAACAGGACGGCAUGGCUCUGCUCUGCCCUAUUGCUUGUUUUCCCAUAGAUCCACAAUGAUGAUGGUGUGUGGCUCAGGCUCAAUGAUGAAACAGUAAAGAAGUAUGUUCCCAGCAUGAAUGGGUACACUGAAGCCUGGUGCCUCUCUUUUAACCAGCACUUGGGCAGGAGCCUACUGGUCCCAGCCGACGUAAGUAGAAGAAGGCCUGCUGAGGGAGCGGUCUGUGUCAGUUGAAUUAUGACAGAGGCUCCUGUGCUGUUCAUUUGGGGAAAAAAACAGAGGUCAUAUUUGUUAAAUAAGUGUACUUCAAGGUCUCUAAUGUUUGGCGCCUAAUCCUCCAAUGUACUUAAAGCAUGGAAAACUGAGAACUGAAUCAGAAGAACAGUGUCGGGGUGUUCUCUUGCAUGAAACAACAACUUAAGCAGCACUGAGUAUGAGACUUUCACUAACACUCUGUGCACAGGAACAGCAGCUGGGAGCCUGCAUGCGUUUGUUCACAUUUGAAGGCAAAAAAAAAAUAACCAUAACAUGUUCAUUGUGUGUUUAGUUGGACACAACACUUGCAAAUGGUCACAUGCAGUAGGUAGUUUAUGUUUAGCGCAUUCAAGUAAACCCCAAUGCAGGAAUUGACAGACAAGAAUAUAAGGUAGUAAAGGAACAAUUUCAUCCUGUGGUGAAGUUGGUUACUCUACACUCUUCAGUCUUUUCCUCAUUGCCCCCUCACUCACAAUUUAAGAAACACUUGCGCACUAAAGCAUGUGAUUACAGGGUUUCCCCUCAUAUUUUGCUCCAUGCCACAAAAACCACCAGAGUGAAACACAAACAAACAAGGAGCGUGAUUUGGUGAAAAGGUGAAAUAUCUAAAGAUGAGAUGUUGUUUGGGUGGUUUUCUGUCAUGAAGCAAUCACUGGUCCACGAAAGGUUUCAAUAGGAAAUUGUACCUCUACUGCUCCACAAUUCCACCUUGCAUUGGGAUGUUAUAAUUGCUAGGUGGCUUCCAUGUAAGGUCUCUGUCUGAACAGCAUGACACACUACAUCAUCCAAGUGGGGAAUUUUUUUGGAAGUUUCGACUCUCUGUAUUUUAUUUGGUCGUGGAUUUGGAAACAAUAAUCCUGUGGUGUUUGGAGUGAACUGUCAAUUCUUUUUCCGCCCCCCUGCAAACGGGCUUUGUCUGUAUUCCUCAUGGCCUCCUGUCCUAUCAGUGCUUCACUGUUUCACUAUCUGGCCUACCUAACACCAGUCAGAGUCUGUCCUCUCUUCUUCACCUUCUCAAAUCACGUCCGAUGCUGGAAUUGACAGAGGAACCAAGCCCAAAAACAUUUAUUCUUCUUCCAAAAAAAUACACAAGCGUCUUCCCCCAUCCUGUUUUUCUCCUCUCUGGAGUCGUCUACUGUUUCCUGACUGUCUCACGAUCUGUUGCUCAGAAUGUCUUUAACGCUAGCCAAGGAGUCAGGGAUAACGGCUUUUUGUCAUGGACCCCCUUAACUAUAUUCCCGCCACAGGUGAGUUGUAUAAAGGAGGGAUACAUAGCUUGACUGCCCCAUAGCGAAUCAUCUGUCUGUUGCUUAAUUUGUCCUCUUGAACCCUCUGUGACGUCGUAGUCUCCCCACAGUGUUACAGUAAAAGGUUGAACCACAGUUGCAUGGUUGUCUGUUGCAGUGAUUUACAGUAUGUCAGCAACCACUCUCCCAUAGACUCUCUCAGUGGAACAUUUCAAGUAAUUACAGUUCAAGCUUGUAUGUUGCAUGGGGUUGAAGGUACUAAUGUUCAGCCUGUUGCAUGAGGUGUUUGACAGGCUUGUAAUAUAUAGUCCUGUAUCCUUGUGUUUCAUAGCAUGCCUUCUGCUAGACUGUAUGGAAAUAAGUGAACAUCCUUCUCAAUAGGAGUCAUUAAACCGCUUCACUACAGUGCUAACGGGAAUAUUGAGUUUAUUUGUGCUUUGUAUUUGGCUCCUGAAUUGUUGUUCUAAAGGUUUCUUAAAGUGCAUGUACACAAGAUGUGUGAAAUUAAGUUUGGAAUAUCACAUUCCUCUGUUAAGGAUGGUAGGAAUUGAGUUAUCCACAAAAUGUGCUGUAUAGUAGCCGUAUUUUGGGUUAUCAGUCUUAAAGACCAAUUUGGGGAAUGUACUUGUGUACUGUUUGCAGAGAGUGGGAUGAGAAGAAGAUUGAUACCAAUCCCAUAUCUUCCCAGUUAAAUAUUAGGACUGUGCACUUAUUAUUACAACAGUAUGCACAGUUAAAAUGUGUGAAAAGACUUAGCUAUCACAAGAAAUAAUAACAAUUCUUUCAUGUAAACCAUGAGUGCUCUCUCAUUCAGGAUGCAUGGUUAUACCAAGUGGAUGGAGGCCAUGCUUUCACAUCAUUUAGAGGCAGUCAGAUGAGGCUUAUGUUGGCUCUCAGAUUGGUCGGUGCCAAUUAAGUGUUUGAAAAUAAACUUUUUUUAAUUCAUUCUGGAUUCAGGAGGGACAUACUGCAAACACAUGUAGACAGCAGCUGUGAUUUUUAAGUUCACAUGCCCUAUUUAAUCUUUUUAUUAUUUAAUCAUACAGUGUUUUCCCUCAGUGCGUAUUUUUCUCAUAUCGUGCAUAAGGACUUUACGAAAGCGGCUACAUGUUCCUGUGGUAUUUGUUAAAGAAGAAUGUCUGGACACAGAAUCACAGCGUCUGUGGGUAAACUAUGUAAAUUGAUUUGACCCCUGUGGCUAAUGUCAGCAGAGCUAGCACUACCAGCCAUCACUGGGGUAAAUAAAUGCCUAUGCUUCUGCUGGUUAACAGACUCAGCCAAUGUACAACUUCAUCUCUACUUUCUGGAUCAAAAUACAGCCAACCUGUGUCGUACUACAAGAUGCCACCUGUGCUUGUUUACAGCUAGUUGUGGGUGGCUGUUCCAGCUUGGACACAACUCACGACAGGCAUUUGGGUUCUGUAUUGAUAAAAAUACAAAUAACUGUCCAAGAAAUGAGUAAUUCUGAUGCUGACUAGUGAGGAUGGUGACUUUUAAAUGUCAAGUUGACUAAUUCCCUAAUCCUGCCAGCUUUGCUAAUGUUAAGUAAUGUAAGCUAUACAGACUGUUUGUGGCCACAUACAGUUAAGAUUAAACAAAACCAUUAUAAUAUUUUGUGGAAAAACAUUGGAGUGGUAUCAAUCUUCUCAUCUCAUCCAUCAAUCUCUCUAAAAGACUGCAAGUGCUUGUUGUUGUUCGAGGCCUUAGUGGUCAAAUGUGCAGUUCCUCUUGUUUCAUAACUGCUUCAUAUAAGAAACUAACUGAGAUACAUCAUUAAAAAAAGACUGAAUAUUUGUCCUUCUUGUAAAAUACAUAAUUUUUAGAUCUGAAUUUUUAGUUGGCUCAAUUUGAUAUGCUCCUCAACAACGACUUUGUGCUUCACUGCCAGUAAUGAUUUCUCGACACAUUACUACAGGACCGGAAAGACAGUAACUUGUCCUGAUCUUUGACAUUUUUUACAGCCUGUUUUGUUCCUGUACUUUGGCUCUAAUCCAUACUCUCACCUCUUGCAGGAGGUCAGGGGCCAAUCGGAGGAGAACAUAAAGGAGGUGAGCAGCUGCCCUUCCCACGAGGCCCCCAUUCGGGUGCAGAGCAGGGCAGGGCAGGGCGGCGGCCCGGGGCUUUAUAAGGUAGUGAAGACCGGCCCCUCUGGUCACAACAUCAGAAGCUGCCCAAACCUUAGGGGUAUCCCCAUUGGAAUGUUAGUACUUGGCAACAAGGUCAAGGCCAUAGGCGAGGUACGCACUCACCCCAAAUAAUGAAAUGUUUUUUGUCUAAGUCAGUCUGUUAAGAUCACCUAAUGUACCAGAGCUAAUAUUGGAAGGUCCUGGGGUCAGAUCAAGAGCUCCCUCUUUGUUAAAAACUGCUCUGAUUUUGAAUGUAAAGAAUGUAAUCACUGCCUAAUGGAAAUACAUCAGGUGCUUUUGGGUGUGGGUGUGUGUUCUGUAUUUUUCCUCUCAUUGAGCUUUUACCGGCUCCUAUAGCUGCAACAUUUUCACGUGCUUCCUGACUUACUAAUUCCAGUUUGAUACAUCCAUUGCAUUUUUGAAGGUGUCAUGAUCAGCUGCCUUGAGACUUCUCAGUGGAAGUCUGAUCGCCAAAUGCUGGAGCCUCUCUGUGCCUUGACUGUAUCUUUCUUGCAUUUGUAACAAUUCUGUCAAUAACUUGGUACUUUCUAAAUCAUCUCUGGCCUGGUGUUGAGUGAAGCCUCCCCACUUUGGAUAUGAUCUGUCAGUGGCUGGUGUGGUGUGUCAUGCUGUUCAAUAGUUUUCUCUCUGAGCCUGUACUGGGAUGCCCUGCCUGGAUCUGAGAGGGGGUCAGCCUGCACAUACUAAUACUUCCGUCUAUGUCUUGUUUUCCCAAAAUGAUAUUUCAGGGAAUUGAGAACAAACAACCUCAUGCUUUUACCUUUAAAUAAGCCACCCCUGUAUUAGAGUAAGUCCUGAUUCUUGUAUGAGCUACAUCAGUUCUGUCCUGCAGUGCCCACUGAUACACAAAAUCAAAUAUAUGUAAUCUGCUGCUGUGGAUUUUGACUGCAUUAAUCAGAUAAAAUCACUGUUUGCAUGUUUGUGAUCUAAUGUGAAAGAUAUUGCCUCGUGAUUGUGUCUGUGCGGUAAUGAUAAUUCUGAUAACUUUGACUGUUUUUUAAUAGAUAACGGUUGGCAGGGUGUGCGAGUGUGGUGUGAGUGCAGAUAAAGAGCGUUGUUUGUGUAUCAGGUGGUGAACUCAGAGGGGACCUGGGUGCAGCUGGAUAAGAACAGUGUGGUGGAGUUCUGUGAAAGCGAUGAAGGCGAGGCCUGGUCUUUGGCCAGAGACCGCGGCGGGAAUCAGUACUUGCGUCACGAUGAUGGUAGGACAAGCUCAACAGGGAAAUAUCUUUGAACUUAGAAACUCAAUCAAUUGUAUGAUAACAUCAUUUAUUUUACUCUAGAACAAGCACUGCUUGAGCAUGGGGCUCAGACCCCGCCCCCCAGCCCCUUCUCUGUGCAGGCCUUCAACCGAGCAGCAACUUCAAAUGGAGCACAAGGCUUUGACUAUGGCAUCUCAAACAACAAAGGUAAGGUCCAAAUUAGGUUUGAGAGAUCCUUAAUGAGAACAUUGAAAAGAAAUAUCCUCUCUCUAUCACUUCCCUUCAACAUCUGCUUUGUUUUUUGCUGUUACUCAAAGUCUUCACUCUUUAGGAUCUAAUCAAAGAUUUUGAGUGAUAUUACAUGUUUUACAACUACUGGUAUAUGUCUGUAUAUUUAUACCACACUUCCAACUUCACUUUGCACCCUUGUCUUUAUGAUUCCCUGCUUUAUUUUUAGAUUCAUCUUAACCGACUCCUGCCCUUGCUUUGAGACUUAUCUAACAAGUAGCUUGACACAUUAUUUCAUUUCAUAAAUAGAAUUAUCUCAUUUUAGAAAUAGAACUGAAUCACCUUCUUUGGGUCUAUAUCACUGUAUUUUUUCUUCUUCUUAUGCAGGUACAAUAGCAAGUUUUUUUCUCUCAUAGUAAAACCAUGACAAAUUGAAAAUCCCUUCACAACAAAUCAAUCAGAGUCCACCCACAAGGUGUUUGUGAUCCAGGAUGGGUCAGUCAAUCAAGCCAUCAGUCACUCUUUUAUUUAUGCAUGCUUUUUAUGGUUUCUACUGUUAUUUCAUGCCUAACAUCUACUUGCAAUGUCAGGCAUUUGCCUUUGUGUGUGUGCAUGGGCCAGUCAAUGUGCUUUCAGUCAUUAUGAAUACUGUGGAUUGAAUUUAAAUGAGUAUAGUGGGCUAGUAAAACACCCAUGACCAUGAACAGAUGUCUGUUAUUUCGCUCUUUACCCUUCGUUGGCUUAAUUUAAUCUCUUACAGAACAUUCAAUCAUACACAUAAUCAUUAUUUUUCUUCAAGAUAUGGUUUAAUUCUGAAAAUCACUUCUGCCACACUAUCAGAGAUUGGCUGGCCCCAAAUUUGUCUGUGUAUCUUUCAGCUUGAAUGUCCUGCUGACACUGUGUCAAAUGUCCUUCAAAAAACUUACUUCUGCUUCAACACUUGAAAAAAGGAGGUUGUCUGGUUUGGACACGAACUUGCUCAGAAAAAGUCAUGCCUCGCUCUCCAGCAACUAAAGCUCUCUGGCUGUGACUAAAGGAUAGAAGCAAAUCCCAUUUUCAUACUUGGCUAAAUACCUAUCUCCACAUGGUCUCAGAACCCGUGUGUGUGGCUAUCUGCUCUUACCUCUGACAUGGAGAUGAAUUCAUACCUUUUAUAUCACGCCUUCUUUUUGGCAUCACCUCCUCCAAAGCCUCAUGUUGCAUUUUCUUUCACAAACCAAAUGUGCCUCGCUUGUUUUUAAUCUACACUUUUUUAAACCACCUAUUCAGUGGAACAGUCGUGCUUGAGGCAGCAACUUUCAGCGCCACUUUCAGCUGAGCCUGUGCUUGAGACGCUUGAGACGUUUAAACGAGUUGGUCAGCAGCCUCAUGACAGGUUUCUCAGGCUUCAAUAUGCAGCCGUGGUGGUUGAUUUUUUUCAGCUCAAAAACCACACAGUGAUUGGUUUUUGGGUCUGAUUGGAAAAACAGGAAGUUGGAAGACUUUUGAGUGAUGGUUGAUGCAGUGUCAGUGUCAACUUAGUGUAGGAGGAACGGACAUGUCCGAUUUCUGAUGUGGACACACGUCUUAUAAAAUUGAUACGUAAUAGGCAGAGACUCUUCUCCGCCCCCCCACCCCCUCUUUACAUUCUUGCCCAAAUACUGCAGAGUUGCUAAAUGGGAGGAACCUAUGGUCCAAGAAGUACAUCUAACUACUUCAGCUCAUGACCCAGUUCAUCAGUUGCAGAGACAUAAUAUUUUGUCUUGAAGGAAGAGAUCACAGUGUAAUUUCUGUUUCUGUGGAGUCUUGUUUUGUGUUUGUGUAGUAGAGUAGCACUGCACCCUCGAGCCACAGAUGACAUUGUGGAUACUAAUUUGUAUUUGCAAAGGACACCAAAACAAUAAGGCGUCUGUUUUUAUCAAACAUUGACACAGAAGUGAAGUAAGGAGCUGUUCCUUUGCCAACCCCUCUGGUGAAAUUCGUCAGUUUUCGCACUAGAAACACCGUUUAAAGUUCGAUAGUUGGGUGCUUCUCUUUUUUUUUGUUUGGAAGGAUUUACACUCGUCUUUACUUUAAGUUUAUCAGUCCAUCUGACUCAUUCUUCUCAGCCUACUGUCUAUCCUUCCAACCUGUCUUCACAGAAAGGAAGUUGCUGGCUAACUUCUUGGACUGUGUAGGCUAAUGUAGCUCCUCCCAUCUGGCACACGACCGAAUGACUGUUAGUCAAUAAACUCUGAAUGACCCUGACCCCCUUAAACCAUAGCACCAGCUGUAGUCUUUCCCCAUCCUCUGUCUCCAUGUUUGCAGGUGACCGGUUGAGUGCCAUACUGAAUUCCAUUCAGUCUGGGCCCUUCCUCUCAGCAGCUCCCUCUUCCUCCUCCGUAUUUGAGCAAGCCGCCCAACCUCCCUCCUCCUCCUCCCUUGUCCACAGCCCAUUUGUGUUUGGACAAUCCCCCUCCCAACUGUCUCAGCCACAACCACAGCUUCUGAGUAAGUCUGUCCUGCUUUCUGACAGUGCUUGCUUGCACAGGUGUUUUCCUUUCAGCUUUUUGUUUUACAUUCCUGUUUGUAUUUAGUCUUUUUUUUGUGUAUUUUCUUGGGAGUGCAGGAGUGACGUUUGACACAUAACAACGCAGUUAUGUAAAAUAUCUGCAAAUAUACCUAACAAGCCACGAUGUCUACUUUUAAUCGUUUGAAUCUUGUUCCUAAAGAGCAAAUCAAGUGAAACCGCCUUCUUACGCACUAACUGGCAGCUUCACUUAGUCUCAGAAACAAGGUGCAAACAUUAAUCCUAGACUCAACAUCUUGUUAAGGUUAUACCUAUGCCAUGCGCUGAAGUGAUAAGCUAAGCUGCUUAUUUUCUGCUUGCUCUUUUAAAAUCAGCAUUUCUUUGUUUUUCUCAUCAUCUUCUCUGCUGCUUUAUCUUCAGAUCUGCAUUUUUUUCAUCCUUGAUUAACAACUUGUGCCAUUUUCUGCCUCAACCAGCCAGUGCCAGUAGCCCAAAUAGUUGUUGGUGUUUCAGUCUAAGAAAUAUCAACUCUAUUAAAGGAACAAAUAAAAGGUGUUUUUUAGUUAGGUUGGAUUAAAUUUAGUACAAUCAUGAAAGAGACCAAGUUAGAACAGGAUUAAAAUAUAAAUCUGUAUGUUUGAAACUCCUCCAGCCUGUACAGCUCUCUUCUCUCCCUGUCAGUCUUGUUCUCUGUAUUCCCACUUACUCUCUAAUCUUUUGUUGUUGUUGUUGUUUUGUUUGUUGCUGUCGUUUCUUACAGAGCCUCGGAAAGUGUUUUCAACUUAAAAGGGCUAAUCUGUCCAUAAUUUUGUAGAAUCAACUCAUAAUUUUCCACAAAACAAAUGUGUAUAAUUUUUUUUGGUAUUAGACUCAUCCAGUUUGUACUUUUCCCCCUUGCUGCAGAUUUAAAUUUCUUGUCAUCCUUGUUGCAUGACAAGAAAUUUAAAUUCUAACUAACCAACUCGUCUAAAAAUAAGAAUACAUUCAGGAAACGUUAUUCAGUUAUUAAACCUGUGAUCACAGAGUUUGCAGGUAAACAACGUCAAAUCAGUUUGCUAACUGUGGCUAACAUUAGCAGAGCUAGCACCACCCGCCUUCAGUCCUUCUUGAAGGUAAACAUCCAUAUGCUUGUGCUGGUUAUGUAUCAGUCCAGUCGAGUUGUCAUAUGCCAGAUUAACCAGACUAUGGCUGUCAAAGUACCACAUUUUCACCUGACAAUAACACUAUUAUCACCUGAUUUCAAAAAAAGAAAAAUGAAGCAGUCCUAUCUGUUCACUUAGGGAAUGAGAGACAAAGGUGGAGCAAUACUUGACUUCAUAAACUUUCCUAAUAAACACUUUGAUAAACCCCAUUAACUGAUUGACGCAUCAUCAUCCAUGUCUGAUGACGACUGAAGUUGUUUUAUUUGUAUUACUCCAGUUUCACUAAAACACUCCGUCUUUUUAGGCGUGUGAUUUGCUGCAGGAGAGAGUUACCCAGUGACACGUCAGGCUUUAACUUAGCCAAGGGUGGCCGUCCUUAGAAAUAAGAGGCUUUUCUACUUUAAAUAUUGUUUGCCAAAUGAUUGUACUGCCUUCUACUUGAAGGGAGAGGGUGAAUGUAAUGAUUUGUAAUUGAGAGCGCAAACAGCACCUCCUUGGCUCUGAAAUCUCUCACUUUCCUUUGACUGGUCUUCUAUCCAUUUGUAGCCAUUUCUCUGUCGGUCCAUGACUCUACAUGUUCUCCUUUUUUCCUCUCUCUGUUUCACUUUCUUGACUCGACCUCCAUUGCCUCUCUGUGCUGACUGUCUUUCUCUCUGUGGCGGCCCUAUUGCAUUCCAUGCCUGGUUUGUUUACCUGCUCCACUGUUUUCCGCUGUAGAUGGUUCAUCUUCUCGCAGCCUUGCUUCUCGUGAGCGUGUGCACAAAAGCAGUGUGUCCGUGGCUGGGCAUGGCACUGCUCUCUCAUCUGUCACUCUCAGGCAAAAGGGUGGGUAAUCACAGCAUGCAUGCAUCCCCUCAGACUGAACAGAGGGUGGGAAGGAACUCAAGCACAACAAACACGUGUUUGUGAUUUUGUAUGUUUGCCGUUAUAGAGCUGUGGACUCUUCAAUAUCAAAACUGCAGGAGCAUAAUGAAAACAUGGCUUUUGGAUUAAAGUUUGAAAUUAAUCUUGGAUGAAUCUUGAAUCCUGUUGAGAGGGUUUCAACAGCUGCCAAACUUUAUUUUCAAACUUAGUUACAAGUUUAAAACACUUUGAACACUCAAGGCUGGAUCCAACAUCAGUAGCUGAGAUCCUGAGCCUGGUCUGGCAUCCAUUUGUCAUCAGCUCCUCCAUGAUCCUCCAGUUCUCUUCAUCUAUUUUCGAGUUAAUUCUCUACACUGAAAUAAACUGAAUGUCCAGAGUGAUUUAAAUGAGCUCAUUCAAGAAUAUAUCACUCACUAUUUUCUUUUGCGUUACAAGAUUUACCAUCUUUUCCAGACUUUCCUGUCUUUCUGCUUUUCAUUUUAUCUUGCUUUCUGUUCUUCUAACAUUACAUUUUUUUACACAAGUCUGAAUUUUUGUGCCUAGAGUUUUGUAGAAACAUGUUAACCACUCUUUUAGUUUAGUUCUCUUUCGUAGUGUACUCAUUUUUCAAUUAUUAACAUUCAGGCGAGCGAGGUAACCUGAUGCCAGGUGCACGGCCCAUGUCUCCAGCGUCCAAACACCGCCAGGAGAAUCGCUCGCCCAAACAAGAGAGCCGAGGAAGCCGCACAUCUGAGCAGGGGAGAGUCAAGAUAGGGGAAGGUGGACUCUCUGCCAGUGAAGCUCUCAUCCUGCGCUCAGACACUGGCAAACUGAGAUCGGACUCCCACAGCCGCUCUCACUCGCCCAAUCACAACACUCUGCAGGCCCUAAAGGCAGACGGGAGAACCUCUGGACUCCGUGCUGAGUCUCCAAACCCUGGCUCACGCUCCUCCUCUCCCAAACAAAAGAGUGUUUCCUCCUCAGGCAGGUCCAGUCCCUCCAGUACCUCUUCCCAGCACUCCUCCUCAACUCUCCAUGACAAGAACCUGCCGCCUAAAGUCAGCCCCUCUUCCAAAGCCCGGCUGGACCCUCCCAGAGAGAGGUCCAAGUCAGAUUCAUACACUCUGGAUCCAGACACACUAAGAAAAAAGAAGGUCCCACUGACAGAGCCGCUCAGGGGCAGGUCUACUUCUCCAAAACCUAAACUGUCUCCCAAAGAUCCAAACAAAGGAAUCACCAAUAACGCUGAGAACCGUGUUCCUUCUCCACAUGUGACCCAAGAGAAUCUGCACAGUGAGGUGGUGGAGGUGUGCACUUCGAGUGCGCUUCUCUCCAACGAGGAGGGCAAUGACGAGAACGUGGAGGUCCGUAAUGCUGAAGAAGGAUCAUGCAAGGUGCACUUUAGCAUCGGCAAAGCCCCCGUCAAAGAGGAACUAGAGAGCCGCUCCUCCCCUAAGGUCAGCAGGAAAACCUCCAGUCGACACACACGCCCUAAAAAAGACAAAUCCGGGCCUCUGUUUAAAGGCGAGAGCACAUCAAGGGUCACAGAGCCAGCCAAACAGGCCAUGUCGCCCUCUGUGGCCGAAUGCGCGCGAGCCGUCUUUGCAGCAUUCCUGUGGCAUGAAGGCAUCGUCCAUGAUGCAAUGGCCUGCUCCUCUUUCCUGAAGUUCAACCCAGACUUAACCAAAGAGCACGCCCCAAUCCGCAGCUCGCUGGGAGGACAGGGUGCAGAAGAGAAGGAGAGCAAGUUAAAGAACCGCCACUCCUUGGAGAUCUCCUCCGCGCUUAACAUGUUCAACAUCGCCCCACACGGUCCAGACAUCUCCAAAAUGGGAAGCAUCAACAAAAACAAGGUGCUGUCCAUGCUGAAGGAACCUCCACUGCCAGAGAAGUGCGAGGACGGGAAAGGAGACGCCAUUUCCUAUGAGAUGACUUCUCAUCCCUCCAUGAGGUCUAAGUCAAUCCUGCCACUGACUUUACAACACCUGGUGGCGUUCUGGGAGGAUAUUUCCAUGGCCACAAUCAAGGCGGCCACUCAGAACAUGAUCUUCCCCAGCCCGGGCUCCAGCGCGAUCCUGAAAAAGAAGGAGCACGAGAAAGACAGCAAAAAGGCGAAGAAGGAGAAGAAGAAAAGGGAGAAGGCAGAAGUGCGCCCACGGGGGAAUCUGUUCGGAGAGAUGGCACAACUCGCCAUGGGCGGACCAGAGAAAGACACAAUCUGUGAGCUGUGUGGGGAGUCUCACCCUUAUCCUGUCACCUACCACAUGAGACAGGCUCACCCAGGUGAGAAGAGAAAAACUUUUUGUUUAACUCUGACAGAUUGUGUUCAAUUUAAAUUAACUUUGUUACUGUAACACCGUCUUUUGUAUUCCUGUUGCAGGUUGUGGUCGCUAUGCUGGAGGCCAGGGUUACAACAGUAUCGGACACUUCUGUGGUGGCUGGGCUGGAAACUGUGGAGAUGGAGGCAUCGGAGGCAGCACCUGGUACCUGGUGUGUGAUCGCUGCCGGGAAAAAUACCUGAGAGAGAAACAGACUGCAGCCAGGGAGAAGGUAACAUGCUGCUUGUGUUUACAGCUUCACAUGAUGUUCCUCUCACAUGAAAGAGUUCUUUUUCAUCAGGAUUUGUUUUUUGUUUUCAAGGUGAAACAAUCCAGAAAGAAGCCCCUGCAGGUCAAGACUCCAAGAGCUCUGCCCACAAUGGAGGCCCACCAGGUGAUUCGAGCGAAUGCUCUGUUCCUGCUCUCCCUCAGCAGUGCUGCAGAGCCCAGCAUGCUGUGCCACCACCCUCCACGGCCCUUACACUCCCAGCUGCUUCCCAGUCUCAAAGAGGGCGUGUCGGACGAAAUCCCCAACAAAAUGGGCUGCCUUUACCUUCAGACACUUGCAAGGUAUCUAACAACUGGGUGAAUAAUAACAGAGUGUCUUUUACAGAAAACAACACUCUGAAUCAUUUAAAUCUUUCUCUCAUCCCGCAGGCAACACACUGAGAAUUUUGGAGCCUACCAGGAUGAAAACCUCUUUCAGGAUGAGAUGAGGUAUUUGCGCUCAACAUCUGUUCCUGCACCGUACAUUUCAGUGACCCCCGAUGCCUGUCCCAAUGUGUUUGAGGAACCGGAGAGCAACAUGAAAUCAAUGCCUCCUAGGUAAUAAUUCUUAGUACUAUGAUUAAAAAAAACUUUCAUUCUUCCAAAGAUGGAAAAAUUUACCUCAGAUUAAGUUUUUGAGUCCAUAAAAGAUCAGGCUGCAAAUGCAUGCCCUUUUUUCUACACAUGUCAGUACCAGAGCAGUUACAUUGCUUUUACAUACAGAUAUCUUCCUCAAUUCAAACUCCCACUCUGUCCUGUGCGCCCUCCGUCACAGCUUUAAUUGUUAUUCCUUGUUAUUGCAGCUCCCUCAACUGAUGAAAUACAACAUAGCCAAGCUGCUCCAUUCUCCUUUGAGCGCAGAUUAAGUUGUUUUUGUUAAAAAAUAAGUGAAUUAAGUGUGGCGUGAAAUUAGUUUUCUUGGCUCUUGACUAUAUUGUCUUUGCUGUUUAAAAAGUUUCUCUCAGCAGCUCCUUCGCAUCAACAUGAAUUCAAGCCAUUGUUGAUUCUUUAAAUGUAUAUCUUUCUGGGGAUUUGCUACUGCUCUGGAGGUUUUAUGCCAUCGCGUUACAGCGCUAAACAAUAAGAGUCUGGUUUUGCAUUUACUGGCUGUCUUUCAGCCUGGAAACCAGUCCAAUCACGGACAGCGACACUGCCAAGCGGACAGUGUUCCAGAGGUCUUACUCGGUGGUCGCGUCAGAGUACGACAAGCAGCACUCGCCUUCACCAGCCAGGGUCAAAGCUGUUCCCAGACGCAGGGUCCACAGUGGUGAUGCAGGUAAUGACAUAUCAUGAUAGUGAAGAGAUACUUCACCAGAAAAGUGAGAUCCCCGUGUGCAACUUUAACCUGCUUUGUUUUCCAUACAGAGGUGGGAUCUUCUCUGUUACGGCACCCGUCUCCUGAGCUCUCCAGGCUGAUCUCAGCUCAUGGCUCCCUCAGUAAAGGGGAGAGGAACUUCCAGUGGCCUGUUCUCGCUUUUGUUAUCCAGCACCAUGACCUCGAGGGCCUUGAGGUGGCCAUGAGACAUGCACUGAGAAAGUCGGCCUGCAGGGUGUUUGCUAUGGAGGUAUUUAUAUGUCUUUCAAUCUCAGAUCUGUCUUGUUACUAUUUGCACAGUGAUUAUCUGGCUGGGUGUUGUCUGCCAGUCGGUUAAUUAUGUGUGCACAACUAAUGCGCCAACCCUGACCUCUAGUAAUGUUUAUAAUGAGGAGAGUAACUUGAUAUUUUUUUGUCUCUGUCAGGCAUUCAACUGGCUUCUAUGCAAUGUGAUCCAGACCACAUCCCUGCACGACAUCCUUUGGCAUUUUGUAGCAUCUCUCACUCCGUCACCCUGCGAACCUGAGGAUGAGGAAGAAGAUGAGAACAAGGGGAACAAAGAAGUUGUAGAACAGGUACUGAGCGGUUUAGCUUCACAAAGCAUGAGGCCUCACUUCUGUUCGGUCUGUAGUUCUUCUAAUAAUGAAAGAUUGAUUCCCCCUCUUUAUCGCACAGGAGAGGGACCUCGGUGUUUGUGAACAUCCUCUAUCAGACAUCGUUAUCGCCGGGGAGGCUGCUCAUCCUCUGCCCCACACCUUCCACCGCCUCCUUCAGACCAUCUCUGACCUCAUGAUGUCACUUCCUAGUGGGAGCUCACUUCAGCAGAUGGCGCUCAGGUAAAACUGAUGAAUGAGUGAACAGUAACACUAAUCCACUGUGAACAACUUCAGGUGGAUCGAUUUCACAUUAUAGAAAUGCAAACUCACUAUGGGAGUAGUUAUGAAUUUAAAUGAGACUCAAUUCAAAGUGAAUAUAGAAAAUGAGUCAUCAGGGUUCCUACACAGUUGGAAUUUCUGUACUUUUCCAUACCCUACUUUUUAGAAUUAUUUUCGGAAAUAUCUACUUUUCUAUUUUAGUAUUUCAGAACUGUGGUAAUAGUCUGGAAACAUAAAUAUUUUCCAUACUUUUUUAAUUUUCCAUACUUUUUAAGACCUGAAAAUUGAUUAAAUUUAUUUCCAUACUUUCCAUAUUUGCAUAGGAACCCUGAGUCAUGAGAAUCUGUUCACUAUCUAGUGAUGCAAUGAGUCAAAAGUCAACAAGCAAUACUGUUUGAUAUUAUCACUGCCUUUAACUGUGAGAAUCAUCAUCUCUGAUUUGGUAUUCAGGUGCUGGAGUCUGAAGUUCAAACAGUCCGACCACCAGUUCCUCCACCAGAGCAACGUUUUCCACCACAUCAACAACAUCUUGUCCAAGUCAGACGAUGGAGACAGUGAGGAGAGCUUCAACAUCAGCGUGCAGUCAGGCUACGAAGCAAUGAGCCAGGCAAGAAAACUUCCUCUGACUAACUCAAACAAACAUCAGAGACAUUAUUUCUCAAUCCACACAAAUCAAAAUGUAGCUGACAUAAUUGUGUGUGAUUACAGGAUCUCUGCUUAGUGACCUGCCUGAAAGAUCUGACCAGCGUGGUGGACAUCAAGACGUCCAGUCGUCCCGCUAUGAUUGGCAGCCUCACAGACGGCUCCACUGAGACCUUCUGGGAAUCUGGAGAUGAAGACAAGAACAAAACAAAGAGCAUCACCAUCAGCUGUGUGAAAGGAAUCAACGCCUCCAGUGUGUCUGUGCAUGUGGACAACUCAAGGGACAUUGGGGUAAGGGGGGUGCCUCAGGGCUUUACCGUCAUUUUUAGUGUUUUUGUACAAAAUUUUGGAUUCAUGUUAAGUUAGUAUUUCUUUGACAUUAUUUGUCCUCUGUUAAAUUCACAGAAUAAAGUCACAUCAGUGACUUUCCUGUGUGGGAAAGCAAUCGAGGACCUCUGCAGAAUCAAACAGGUACGGUAGUUUAACCAAUAAAACUGAUGAAGUUGAUUUUAAAGGAGUUUUUGAUGUAAUAAAAAAGACUGAAGUUCAUACUGACACUUCUCAUGGUAAACAAAAGCAAAGGAGACCAUCAGUCGGUUUAUUUCUAAUGCUGAAACUGGUGUGAGAGGGUAGGUGUCAGUGGAGUAGCUAAAGAAACAGCACUGUUUUUACAAUUUUCACACUUAGAUAUUCACAAUAUCCACUAUGAGCAUCAGAGGUCAGCAGGAUAUUUUUUUGUCUGUCUCAUCAGCAUUUAGAGGAUAAGAUAAGCAAAGACUGCUUAGUCCACAGAUGGUGACAAACUUGACACAAACAGAAAGUUUGUCACAGGAGCUUCGGGUGAACUGUGUUGAAGUCAAAUAUGUUUAUUGAGAAGAGUUGAGUGAAAUCCAAUUUGUGAACCUUCCCCACCUUUCCCUGGGGUGUAGGGUUUUACCGUCACUAAUUAAAAUCAUGCUGCAAGGCUUCAGAGGAGACGCCUAAAUUAUCGAUUUCUAAAAUUGGCGUGCUGUCAAUGUAAUGAUGAAACAAUAACAACAAAAUUAAGUACAUUGAAGUUCUCAAAACACACUGAUUACUUUUUGAAUAACUUAAGAAUAACUUCUGAAAGAAAGGGCAAAUGAGAGGGUGAGAGAGCUCAGAUGCACAUCUGUCUGCGUGUUUCUGGGUUUAUUAGGGAAGUGGGUGAAGAACAUUGAUGACUGGAGUCUCUUUUAAAAGAGUGAUGCUGACUUUUAUAGACGUCUCCAACUGUGGUUAUGGAUUUUCAAAAGAUGUGCUUGGGAUUGCAUGUGGCUCUCUUUUCUUUUUGACUGAAAACUCACCCACAGAAGGGAGCCAGAUAAACACUAUUUAACUCAGCACUUCUUUUUCAUAUGCACAGCAGUUUUUUGAAGGUACUGAAACUGAUAGUGUGACAGUGUUGCUGCGUAAGCUCAAUAUUAAGUUUAAUCAAAUCUUCUUCUCUUACAUCCAAGUCAUUUUCAGUCUCUAUGUUGUCUUCUCUCGUUAAGAGCUCUGCAUAUUGUCGAUUUUCCCUGUUUCUUCUCUGAAUCAUUUUGAGUCUUUUUAAUAUACGAGAAGACAGUGUAAAUUAGAGGGCUGCUUUUGCAAGGUUAGCAGAUCUGACUCAGCAGUUUACACGCACAUGUGGCAGAAUACUGAGAAUACCCUUUUUUUAUCCAAGGUUGACCUUGAUUCACGUCACAUGGGCUGGGUGACCAGUGAGCUUCCUGGAGGGGAUCAUCAUGUGAUCAAAGUGGAAUUAAAGGGUCCAGAAAACACUCUGAGGGUACGCCAGGUGAAGGUCCUCGGCUGGAAAGAGGGGGAGAGCAUCAAGAUUCUCGGGCAGAUCUCAGCCAGCAUGGCCCAGCAGAAGAACUGUGAGGCAGAGACUCUCCGAGUGUUUCGCCUCAUCACUUCACAGGUUCCUUUUAUUCAUAUCCUUUAACCUUGUAGUACUCUUUGUAGGAUACUUGUAUGUUUUCCAAUUUUAAGUCCUAGUUUACUGACUUCUUGUGAACUUCUAGGUCUUUGGAAAACUUAUCUGUGGAGAUGCGGAGCCGACUCCAGAGCAGGAGGAGAAAAAUCUGCUUUCAUCACCUGAGGGAGAGGACAAGGUCUGCAAUUUGACAACCUGACAAAUAAGCCAAAUAUGAAAUGAUCUUUAACCUAAUCUUUCCCUCUUUGUAUGUUUCUUUUUUUUGACAGGCGCCAUCUGAUGCAGACCUCAAAGAGCACAUGGUGGGAAUCAUUUUCAGCAGAAGCAAACUGACCAACCUCCAAAAACAGGUAAGCAUUAAGCCCCUCAGUCCAUUUUGCAGGGUUAAGUCUUACGCUCCCAUCCCUUCAACUUGCUUGUUUUUUGGUUCCAGGUGUGUGCUCACAUCGUCCAGGCAAUCCGCAUGGAGGCUACACGGGUGAGGGAGGAGUGGGAGCACGCCAUCUCCAGCAAAGAGAACGCAAACUCCCAGCCCAGCGACGACGACGCCUCCUCAGACGCCUACUGCUUCGAGCUUCUCUCCAUGGUUCUGGCUCUGAGCGGCUCCAACGUGGGCCGCCAGUACCUCGCUCAGCAGCUCACGCUUAUGCAAGACCUGUUUUCGCUUCUGCACACGGCUUCCCCGAGAGUACAGAGACAGGUGGGCGAAGGAGGCACACGCACAACACAGAAUCUGUUUGGAGUUGACUGCAGAAGUCUCCUGCAAACAAAACAAUGAUUAGACACAAGAACCAUUUCUCAACAAAAUAAAGCUGUUUGCUCUAUUGUGGGAAGAGGAGUUCCCUUUGACUUCUAUAAGAACUUGAUAGUUGACAUCUAUGUGAUACUGCUCUAUAGUAGAUGAUGACAUAUGUUGUUGACAUCUCUGAAUAACAAAGAUAUCCAUGUAAAUGAUGCCUAGUUUGUCAUGUGAGUGUUUUCCAUGGUCGCUUUUUCAUUCAUCGUCUUUUCACACAUGCAGUGAUAUUUAAAAUCAAUACAUACAAACUUUUAAAAUUAUAUCUACUGUUUUUUAUUAAAUAGAUAGAAUAGAAUAUCGAAUCGUUUUUGAAGUCCGUUUUUGGUCGUUCAUUCUGGUUUUCUCACCUCCUUUCAGGUCACAUCUUUGCUCAGACGAGUCCUCCCCGAGGUCACGCCAGUGCGUCUCGCCAGCAUCAUCGGAGUCAAGGCCCUCCCACCAGCAGACAUCAGCGACAUCAUCCACUCCACAGAAAAGGGCGACUGGAACAAACUCUGCAUCCUGGACAUGUUCUUGGGCUGCAUCGCCAAAGCCCUCACCGUGCAGCUUAAAGCCAAAGGCACCACCAUCUCUGGCACGGCCGGCAUGACUGCAGGAAAAGGAGUCACAACUGUCACUCUGCCCAUGAUCUUUAACUCCAGGUGAGCCAUAUAUUGUAGAUAUGAAGAGAUUUUCAAAGAUUAAACAUAAGUGUUGUUUGAUUUGUUGACAUACUUCACUCUGAUUCUUAGCUACAUUCGCAGAGGUGAAAGCCACUGGUGGAUGAAAGGCUCUACUCCUCCUCAGAUAGCAGAGAUCAUCAUAAAGCUAGUGAAAGACAUGGCAGCUGUAAGUUUCCGUCUUUCUUUAGAAACCUUUACAAGCUGAAUUAGACAUGAAACCAAAUUUGCCUUUACUUGAAAAAGUACCCAAGAGAUUUGUUUUGGCUGUUUUUCAGGGUCACCUUUCAGAUGCUUGGUCUAGAGUCACCAAAAACGCCAUUGCUGAGACGAUCAUAGCCCUGACCAAAAUGGAGGAGGAGCAUCGGUCUCCCGUCCGCUGUAUCGCUACCACUAGGGUAAGAUGUCAGACAGCGUCAAUCACAAUGACUUUAGAGGUGCUGGUAAUCAGUUAGCAUUAAAUCUGUCUCUGUUUUUUUAGCUGUGGCUGGCCCUCGCCUCCUUGUGCGUGCUGGAUCAGGACCAUGUCGACAGGCUGUCCUCUGGUCGCUGGAUGGGCAAAGAUGGACAGCAAAAGCAGAUGGUGAGAGCAGUUGAAAAGAAGAGAUAUCCACAGUUUGAUACAAAUUGUAAAUAAACACGACUAACAAAUAUUUUCACCCUCAGCCCAUGUGUGACAACCACGACGACGGCGAGACAGCAGCCAUCAUCUUGUGUAACAUGUGCGGUAACCUCUGCACAGACUGCGACCGCUUCCUCCACCUGCACCGACGCACACGCUCCCACCAGCGACAGGUUAGUCUUGGUUGACGUAGCAUCUUCUCUCAUGACUUUCCCUCCAAUAAUAUGUUGUGAUUUAUAAACUUCAAAUGAGGUGAAAUUUGUAGACUUGAAAUUGUGCGUUAUUGGCUGUUUUCAGGUGUUUAAAGAAGAAGAGGAGGCCAUAAAGGUUGAUCUCCAUGAAGGCUGCGGGAGGACUAAGCUCUUCUGGCUCAUGGCUCUGGCAGAUUCUAAGACGAUGAAGGCCAUGGUGGAGUUCAGAGAGCACACAGGUAACAAAUCACGCUCCAUGUUUAAUUAAAAGGAACUUUGUCACAACCUUAAGCAAAGUCUUGAAUCGCACUUACUUCAAAGUCAGUGUCAUGACUCUCUUCCAUGCAUGCUGACUCUACUCCAUUAUUCUAUCAGGUAAACCAGCAUCCAGCAGCUCAGACGCCUGCAGGUUCUGUGGUACGAGGAAUGGAACUGAGCUCUCUGCAGUGGGCAGCGUCUGCUCAGACCCAGACUGUCAGGUACUUAAGAUAACCAUUAAACACAUUAUCAGUCAUUACGUCUGUCAAGUUUAUAAGGAGAAAAGCUUUUCUCAUUGGCUCCUGGAAGUGUAAACAUUAUAUCUGUGACGAUAUUUUGGUUAGUUUGGACGUUGCAGUCCACUAGGUAAGAUGAACCUCACAUCAAGUCACAGCUUAACUAGUUUAAGUGUGUGGUUUAGUGUGGACUUGACACUCCUUACUAGAUUCUUCCAAAAGAACUAGUUUGUGGAGCGCAUCUUAGUUAAAGUUACGUACUUCAGAGUCAAGUUAAUAACUACACAAGAUACAUACUGAGCGAUCUGAAGUGGCAUAGUUAAGUUUGUGUUGUACAAGUUUUGAACUCACUAACUGUUGUCAAUCCCUCUCAUGAUUCCUGCUGUAGGAGUACGCCAAACUUGCCUGCAGUAAAACUCAUCCCUGUGGACACCCCUGUGGAGGAGUGAAGAACGAGGAGACCUGCCUCCCGUGUCUGCACGGCUGUGACAAAAACACCGGCUGUCUGAAACAGGAUGCAGAUGACAUGUGCAUGAUCUGCUUCACCGAGGCUCUCUCUGCUGCUCCUGCAGUCCAGGUUACUAUAAAUACAAGUGUUUGCGUUUCAUUAGCCGGAAGACUUCUCAUCUGUUUCCUCUUUUAAUGUUGUGACUCUGUCUCUGUUCUCAGCUGGACUGCACUCAUGUGUUCCACCUUCAGUGUACUCGUCGGGUGCUUGAAAACCGCUGGCUCGGGCCCAGAAUUACAUUUGGGUUCAUGUUGUGUCCCAUUUGUAAGGUAAGCUGUUACCUGAGCCGCUCUGACCAAAGUGACCGAGAGACAACAAAGAGAUUCAAAUCUUUUCCACCACUCCCCGAAGUUGAUUGAGAUCAGUUUGCAGAAGCUCAGCCAGCUGAGACGUUUUCUGGAUGCUUUGUUCAUGCUCAUUUCUGUGACGUUCGUUUGACACGCACACAGUCAAACUCAGCAGAUCUACCUUCUUGUGUUAAAGACAGGCGGUUUCUUUUAUUAUUUUCCUACAGAACAAAAUCAAUCAUUCGGUGAUCAAGGACCUGCUGGACCCCAUCAAGGACCUGUAUGAGGAUGUGAGGAGAAAGGCUCUGAUGAGGCUGGAGUAUGAAGGUCUGCACAAGAGUGAGGCGAUCACUACUCCAGGCGCACGUUUCCAUAACGACCCUGCAGGCUUUGCCAUGAACAGAUAUGCAUACUAUGUUUGCUACAAGUGCAAGAAGGUACAGUAACAAAUUGAGGUUGUUCGUGAAAUGGAGUGGUGUUCAGGUGCUCAGAGGUAAUGCCCUCUCUUGUUUUUAGGCUUACUUUGGGGGAGAGGCUCGCUGUGAUGCUGAGGCAGGACAGGGAGAUGACUACGACCCCAGUGAGCUGAUCUGUGGAGCAUGCUCAGAUGUCUCGAGGGCACAGGUGGGUGAAGGAUGUCUGAAAAGGUCUGGGCUUUACUGUGGAAACUUUAAAGAAAGUUUUUACAUGUUUGAACUUUGUUGCUGCAGGUUGAAAUGAAAGAUUGAAGGAUUGACGUCACUCUUUGAAUACCCAUACUUAGAUUUUUAUAUUAACUUCUGCUUUAAUGUCAAUACGACUCAGACUGCUUUGAAUGAACUAGUACUGAUUUCUGUUCCAGAAAGAAAAAAACUUAUUACACACUUUUUUUUGUCUGUUCCUUUUGUGAAAGCUACUCCUCUGUGCAAAAAUAGAAAUCCAACACCUCCUUUCGCCCUUGUUUUUGUUCCACCAGAUGUGCUCUAAGCAUGGCACAGAUUUCCUGGAGUAUAAAUGCCGGUACUGCUGUUCUGUGGCUGUUUUCUUCUGCUUUGGCACCACACACUUCUGUAACGCCUGCCAUGAUGACUUCCAGAGGAUGACCAGCGUCCCGAAGGAGGAACUGCCCCAUUGUCCUGCAGGUACUUAAUGAUUAUGUUGACCGUUCACUCUGGAAAAUGUGAAAUCACACACACAGUGCGCAUCUCUUCCUGAACAAACCACUUUAGUGAGAUGUUAUCCUUUUUUUUACUACCACAGGGCCCAAAGGCAAGCAGCUGGAGGGAACUGAGUGCCCUCUGCAUGUGGUUCACCCGCCAACAGGGGAGGAGUUUGCACUGGGCUGCGGAGUGUGCAGAAACGCCCACACCUUCUAAACGAAACAAAGACUUUAACUGAAAACCAGUUUGUCUACUGUGAUUUCUGGCUGCAGCUGAAGCUCGGCCGUGAAGCUUGGCUCUUGCAUUCGUCAAGUUUCCUGGACACUGGACCGGGUUUCUGCUCUCACGCCAAGAGUCCUCAGGUCUGCUCUUCUACCAACAUCAGUAUCCAGGCUGUGGCGAACACGAGCUGUGGCUCCUUAUGGACGCAGAGUGACCUGAACGGAAAAAAAAGAACAAUAGAAAUUUAAAAAGAUGAAAAAAGAAAAUAACUUGUGACGUGUUUGCAUGCGGCCGUUGUAUUCCCUCGGCUUCUAUAGACGUUGCACACCUCCUGAUCACUGAAGUGUAACUUUGAAUAUGAAAUAAAUUUGCUCUAAGGCAAACAUGGAUCAGUGGGUUUAAAAAAAAAAAAGGAACAGGCCGUAUUUCCAGCUUCCUAACUAUAAAUUUAAAAUAUUGUUGUAUGUAAACUUUUUUCGUAAUCUUGUACAGUAUUCUCCACUGUCAAGUGCAUCGUGGGUUGACGGACAAAAAAAAGAUAAGUCGAUGAAUAAGACUGUUAAGAAUAUUAUGUUUGGGAGGAAAAUAGUGUACGAUUUAUCUAAUCUUGUAUAUAAUGAUACUAUUCAAAAAUAGCUGUAUUCCGAAGUUGCUACUCUCACUUCAGUUUUGUUUGAUAUUCUGGGUUAUGUUUUGAGCCAGAACUUUUAAUGAAGUGCAAUACUGGGUGUGCCUCCUAUUUUGCAGCUGUUUAACCUAUGGAAUGUAUGUCAAUAAAGCCACUGUACAUUUUUAUACAGUAGACAGUCGUGAUUCCCCCUCUUCUAAAUGUCAGAUCUCUUCUGUUGUCUGGAAAUGAGAAGGAGGAGCCUGGCGCCUGCAGUGAAUGAAGGUGGAUGUAAAUCCUGUUAGCAGCUCUGUCAAGAUAAAAUGUACCAAAAUCUACAGUUACACAAAAACAAACAAACAAAAGACCUCACAGUGGGACUGAUUACAGCUGAAUGAUUGGAAGGGGGCCAGUCUUCACACCAAAUAAAAUUUGUGCACCUGUAAUGCUUUUCCCUUGUAGGAGGCAGGGGGCGGGGGGGUCAGGGAAACAGAGUGUUGAAAAAACAGCUGCUGUUAUAUAAAAAAGCUUAAUACUUGUGAAUCUGCUCUGUAAUAUCUGUGGUGGAUGGAGUUGAAUGGUAAUAAACCAGGUUCUCUGUUUCGCAAAGUA
Messenger RNA from Xyrichtys novacula (pearly razorfish), 68275 nucleotides. NCBI's taxonomy places the organism in Eukaryota, Metazoa, Chordata, Actinopteri, Labriformes, Labridae. The record is from the annotation of a GenBank genome assembly.